This is a messenger RNA of Podarcis lilfordi (Lilford's wall lizard), 47745 nucleotides long. The record is from the annotation of a GenBank genome assembly. Lineage: Eukaryota; Metazoa; Chordata; Lepidosauria; Squamata; Lacertidae.
AUGCGAUUUCUCCAGCGCUUGGAGAACGUGCAGCGUCUUUACUGCAAAGUUUCGAAUUCCUGGUGGAGAGUUCUCGGUUUUAACGGCAAUUAUACAUUUUCUUCCCAAUUCAUUUGGGACUCGAAAAAGAUGGUGAAGAUACAUCCCAGCAGUAUGGCAAAGGCGGAUGCUAAAGAAAAAGGGAAAACACAGGGAUCCCUUCCAAGAUUUAUAAGCGCUGGGAUUAGUUUUCAGUGCAAGGCAAAGAAACUCAGCGCAGGGAGCGGAGGGGGGCACAGGGAGCGGAGCAUGUGCAGAGUGCCCCCGCGCCCCUGGCCGGCCCCAGCCCGCCGCCCCUGGCCUCCAGAUCUCCAGCAAUGGACACGCCUCUGCCUGGUCCAGUGCCCCCUGCCCGUGGGAAACGGCUGCCUCGCUGGCUCCGAGAGCGGGAUUCCGGCCCCAGCUGCACCCGCUUGCUGGAAGGGGGCGCUCAGAGCACAGCCGGCUGCGGAGGGCGGCGACUGGGGCCGGGGCGGAGCUGAGCUCCGGGCCGCGGCGGCUCCUGGGGGCCGAGGCGAGAGGGCGAUCUGCCGGGGCUGCGACGGCUGCAGGGACCGCGCAACAGGUAGGGGCCGAGAGGGAGACAUCGCGACAGCGGGAAGGGCCCGGCCGGGGCGCCCCCUUCCCUCCGCGCCGUCGGGGCUUCCACUUCGUUCCCGUCCGCCCGAGAAAGCGCUGCCCCCGGGGCUCGUGUGGAAACUUCUCCGACGCGGCCCCGGCUCCUCCCUCCGCGGCUUGAGCUGCGUGGGCAACUGGUCUCCCCAUCCGCAGCGGGAGAUCGCGGGUUGCUAUCCUGGCCAGCUCCCCACCCAUCCCGCCCCGUUGGCUUAGGGACGCCAGGCUGAGCUUCCGAGUCGGAGGAGGUUUCCCUAAGGCAGCACGCGCGCCCAGGACAUCACCAUGGUUUCCCACAGUUCCCCUGGGUCCAGGGGUCUUACGCCCUGGUAGUCCUCCUCGGUCCUGGUCUGGAUCGCACCUAGGCGAUCUUGCUUUUGGCUACUGGUCCGUACUCCUAGGAACACUAGUUUGCUCCCCGCCCCCAGGUGACAACACCCUAUAUAGGAAUUCUGGGGACAGCAUUGUUAUUUAGCGGGUCUGACUCUGGCUACUCAUUCCGACCCUCCUUCACCCAAGUACAGACGACCCAUGACUGACAUGUCCCUUAGGGCGGAUUUCAGUAUGACAGUUGAUGCUCAUGGGGCGGCCUUUUCUUACAGAAGGAAAAGUUACAUCAGAAUCUUUUGGGUUUUUUGGGAAGUGUGUGUGUGUGUGUGUGUGAGAGAGAGAGAGAGAUCCUAUGGUUAGACUCUAGAAACAGGUAUGUAGAGAGAUGCUCAAAUAUUAGAAGCAGGAAGGGCUUUCUUGUUGAUUGGAGAUCUACUACAGGCUAUUGGGUAACAGCUAAAUUCGACCAAAAAAGGUCAAAGAGUUUGUGUGUAUGGUUUUUUGUUUGUUAUAUGUACAGUGGUACCUUGGUUUAAGAAUAGCUCUGUUUACGAAGUCCGCAAAACCGGAAGUAGUGUCCCGCUUUGUAAACUUUACCUCGGUCUAAGAACAGAAUCCGAAUGGUGGAAGGACAUCGGCGGUGGGAGGCCUCAUUAGGGAAAGCAUGCCUCGGGUUAAGAACGGUUUCGGUUUAAGAACAGACCUCUGGAACGGAUUAUUCGUAAACCGAGGUACCACUGUAUAUUGAGCUGCGAUUGCAAGAUUGCAAGAUUUAGAGCUACAGUUCGUGAACCGAACUGUAGAGUUUGUGAACCGAAUAGUUUGUAACCAGGGCUGUUUUUAAACGAGGUACCACUGUACUGCCAUUUCUUGUCUAUUAUUAGUUGUGAUUGUGCAUACUUCUUUGUGUAUCUGCCCUGAAUCUUUGGGAUGGGAUAAGUGAAACAUUUCAACAAAUAAGAGCAUUCUUCUCCUGCCCGACACAACAGUGCAGCCUUCCUCUGGAUUCUUCUCACUCCCAAGAACCUCCCUGGAACAAGUAGGUGGGUCUCUUGAGCCCUCCAUAUUCCAGGCAAUUUGCCUUUUAACAUAAUGGGAUGUACAUUGAGACCACCGUGGAGUUCAGAGUUGAAUUCAUGUUUUCCAGGUCACAGUCCAGCACUCAUGGUUUGCACAUCGCAGGAUAGCAAAUCUUACUGAACAUCUAUCAUGUUCUAAUUAGUUUAAAAUCAGUAUUUAAAAUGUCACCUAAUUGAUUCUUGGGAAUAGCAUGGGAGAGUGCAACUUAGAUACAUAUCUUUCUGCCCUGGAACCCACUUCACACAUUACCAAAUUCCUGCACGUCAAUUAUGUGGUCCUCAAGUGCAAAAGUGAUCCCACUUGUGUGGGAAUUGCUGUGUGUAGAUGACGCAUGUGUGCAGCCUUGGCAUCAUACUGUGGCAUCUGCCAGUGCUCAGGUGCCCUGGGAGGUCCUACUGGGGCUGGCACCCUGGGUAGCCCACAUACAGGCCACCUGUUAUGGGCGUCUCAGUGGAGUGCUCCUGCAGUCACUAACUCCCCCACACUUACUUAUGGGGAUAUGUGAUAAUCGUAGCUGCUCCUUACAGAGUCUCUUCCUACAUAAACUGACCCUGGACUCUGCACUCAUCUUCCAAGAGGUAUGGAGGGUGGCAGCACGAGAACGGGGCCUUUUCUGCAGUGGCUCCUUGUUUGUGGAAUGCUCUCCUCAGAGAGGCUUGCCUGUCACCUUUAUUAUACAUCUUUAGAUGUUUUCAACCAGGCCUUUGGCUGAUUAAUAUUCUAUGGCUUUUUCAAUGUGUCUGUGGGAAGGGAGGUUAUUGUUUUGCUGUUUUCUUUUACUUAUUUACUUGUUUUUAUUCUGCAUUUUAUUCUUUGAACCGUCCUGAGAUCUUGUGAUGGAGGGCGGUAUAUAAAUUUAAUAAAAACAAAUAAAUGAAAAUAAGCCAGGGCCGGUACUAUCAUUAGGUAAACUAGGCAGCUGCCUCGGGCACAGCGCUCAAAGAGGUGCAGUAUUGACCUUUCCGGAGCAUAGUUUUAUAUAGAUUAGUUUUUGUUAGUGUUUGUAAAUUUCUGAUAAUAUUGUAGUUUUAUAUUUUGAAGAAUUUUAUCAUUUGUACAAGACAUCUGUUUUUGAAAACUGAAGUUAGCAAUUUUUUUGAGUGCUGCUGCUGCUGCAAGUAGUUAGCCUUCCCAAGGGUGCAAAAUAGCUUGGCACCCCUGCACUGGGGUCAGCCCCCUCACUUACAACCACAGGGGGAGAAGCUGGUGGCAGCACCAAGGUUCAUCCACAAGUUUGUGAGGGAGAGACUGUGGCAUGGGGACUGCAGUUGGCACUGGGGGUGCCCACCUUGAACAGCUUGCCCAUGCCACCCAAAAAAUCUGAAGCCCGGCUUGCGCUUGUGUGUAGAAUCAUCGCAUGCUACUAUAUGUGACUUGCAUGUAGGAAUUCUACAACCUGUGAACAGAGCCUGAGUGACUUCAGUUUUGCAUUCCUUGCAAUGCUGCUUUUAGUCUCUAUUCAUAUUCCCUGUGCUUGUCAUUUCCUUGGCAAAAGGGUGAGGAAAGGAGCUGUAGCUCAGCCGUUGCUUAUUCAAUGGCCUAAUAUUUUAAUCUAACUAGAAAAGGAUCAUAGCAGCGUAUAGGAUGCUGGAAGAGUGAAUUCUGGGUUUCUUAAACCUGAGUUUCGGAAUUAGGGAGCCUGCAGUAGUCUGGAAGGGAUAGGGUUGCAAAGAGAUGUAGGCCUCACCACAAAGCUCUGCUGAGUGCGUUCCUCAGAACAAGUUUCCUCUCGCUGUGGAAAGAACGGUGUCACCGGCGCCCACGUAAAGCGCUCUCCUCUGCGUUUGCGUGCAGCUUUAGCUGGUGCUGGCCUUACUUGGCUCAAGCUGUUUCAUAAGAGCUUGGGGGCAUUUCUGCCAUAUGGACCUGCUGCGAAGAGCAGCUGUCAAGCCUACAGGGUGGGCCACACCAGUGCUGAGAACAGCAGUACAGCUAUUUCCUAAAUCUUCGCAGCAACACUUUUGCCAAGAUGCCCUAAAGUAAGCAUUAGGCUUUCAGCACCGAAUAAGCAACAUUGCUUAUUCAUGUCCUUACGGAGAUCAACGCUCUGAAUGUUUGCAGCAGUGCCAUUCUUAAGGAUAUGUGCAGAUGAAAACAUUUAUGUCAUUAAAAGGUUUGUAGAGCCCCCAUUAUAUCAUGUGGCCCAUCAUCUGCAGUGCUAUAGGCACUUACCCAGGAGGAAUUCCUACUGACUUCAGUGGGACUUACUUCUGAGUAGAUAGCCAUAGGAUUACGCUUUGUCCGUUGUUAAAUAGGCACUAGCCUUCUUGCAACGUUUCUUGUUUUAUCUGAACAAAUGUCACACAGUGUCCUUCAUCCCAGCUAUUAUCUGAACCCCCACUUCCCUCGUUAUUAGGGCCCUUUUCUCUAUUAAGGAUUUACAAGGGUCUACUUAUAGUCAUGUGGGAUGGGGGUGGCGCUGUGGGUUAAACCACAGAGCCUAGAACUUGCCGAUCAGAAGGUCGGCGGUUCGAAUCCCCAUGAUGGGGUGAGCUCCUGUUGCUCGGUCCCUGCUCCUGCCAACCUAGCAGUUCGAAAGCAUGUCAAAGUGCAAGUAGAUAAAUAGGUACCGCUCCAGCGGAAAGGUAAACGGCGUUUCCGUGCCCUGCUCUGGUUUUGCCAGAAGCAGCUUAGUUAUGCUGGCCACAUGACCCUGAAGCUGUAUGCCGGCUCCGUGAGAUGAGCGCCACAACCCCAGAGUUGUCAGCGACUGGACCUAAUGGUCAGGGGUACCUUUACCUUUUACUUAUUUGCCACAGCCAUCUUUCUUUUGUUUGUGUAGAAGGGAGGGACUUUAUUUAUUUCUUAUUUAAAAUAUUGCUAAGCCAUAGCUCUCCCAAUGCAAUGCAUGAAAAAGAAAACCCAGACUGAACUGAGCCCCCUGGCUAGUUUCAUGAUCCCACUGAUCCGUCUCUCGCAAGUUUCUUCUCCCUGCUCCCCUUUUUUGGCACAUGCUGUAAAAGUUGUUGCACUGCACUAAACCACAUUUUUGUCUUUGUGUUAAGUCUCUCAUGUCUGAACUCAACACACAACGUGUUUUCCAUUUCCCCUGGUGUUGUCACCCGCAACUUCCAUAAAUGUUUUCUCUAGUAUGCACAAGUCAUUUGGGUGAAUUGUACUGGCCCGGUGCUCUCAAGAGCCUUGCCUACUGUGUCUCUCCGUGGCUUUCAGAUUUUGACUGCAAAACUACUUAUUGGCAUAAAGGAACUGCUCAUGUGCUACAUAGGUAAAGUUUUUGAUUUGAUUCCCAUUAUAUCUGAGUCAUACAUUGGAGAAUUACUGCUAGUCAUAGCUGACAGUUCAGAACUAGCUGGCUUAUGAACAUGCUGUGCUCCUAAACCCUAAGUAUACUGACUUGGAAGCCAGUUGGGGCGGCUGAUUUUCUUCCAGGUAAACAGGUUUUGAGUUAUUGUGUUCCUUUCUUAUCUUUUCUCUUCUCCCCCAUCCCCAUUUUUCCCCUUUCUUUUAAGUUAACCCUUUGAAGUGUUAGGGGAUUUGACAGUAUUGUUGAGGGUACUUACAUGUUAUUAAACAGGUGUUCAAAAUAGUCACUUUGUGUUGCACUGUGUGUUUAUAACAUGCCCCACCUCUCUCUCUGAUUUUUUUUCUAAGUGACUUUCAGUACAUGGCGGUAUGCGGAGAUGUUUUCUCGCCACAAGUAAACAAGCUCUUGAAAUGCAGGCUGUGAUCUGGGGUGUAAGAUCCACUGAGUGCAGUGGGACUUACUUCUGAGUAAGCGUGCCUAGGAUUGCACAGUCCAGUUGGUUUCACCAUGACCUUGAUUUUGUAGCCAUUGUCCAAUCAGGACUUUGAGAAGAGCCAGCACACAAAUUGGCACUGAAUUUUGUCACCCAAAAGCUACAGGCAGGUCUGUGUUCCUAAGUCAGGUGUAGGUAGCUCCAUCUGUAGAUUUAUGGUCAGUUGUUUUUAGUAUGGUUGAAAGCUAUACCAUUGAGCUUUCUCACCAGAGUGAACUCAGGUUUUCAUGACAGCACAGGAGAGGAGACUGCUUUAGAACUAUGCAGGACGAGGAGCAUGGAUGACAAAGCUAGUUCUGCCUUGAAUUUGGUAAAUCCUUCCCCUGCUUAUCAUCAGUAGCUUCCAGUGGUUGUACGUGCUGAUGUCACCUGUUUGUGGUGUGGCUUUUAAAAUCCAGGUGAUUGCAGAUGGGAAGGGAAGAUAUAAUUUGUAUCUAGGAACAUGUGCUGCCUCUAGGCAAGCUCCAAGAGCCUCCAAGAGCCAGUUAUCAACAGAAGUAAAAAUAUAUACUGCUCCAUAAUGCUUAGUUUCAUUCAUUGAUGUGAUUGUGGGCCAUGUGGCUGGUGACCCACCUUUUUUGGCUGAGCUGGCGUUUCUCGUAGAGUCUUGCCUAUAUGGAAGUGGUUAUCUUUUUCUGAAUGCUCUGUCAUGGGCACAAAGUACAGUUCAGCAUUUCACUCUCGGUCUGCUUCAGGAUUGUUUGCAGUGGUAGUUUGUACCUGUGAUGGAACACUCAUCUUCACCACUGACACAUCGGUGCCCACGCAGAUAGAAACUAAGUGGCAGGCUUUGUACCCAAAAGUUGAAGAGAAUAGCUUCUCAGUGCAUUUCAGGAACAGAGCCAAAAUAUAUGUAUGUUAUGAACUAGCCAAACAAGCUGCUGCAGACUCAGAGCGACACUCAGAGAGAGCCCAAAUUUAAAGGCUAAAGGCAUUCCUUGGGAUAUGGUCCCUCAUCGGUGCUAGAAGGAUGCAGUGAAGCUGCCACAUGAGGUAGGCUUUGAAGAUGCAUGAUUUGGCUUUCUUAAAUAUACUGCCUAGGGUGGAUGGUACCUUUUGAAUGUUCUCUGUAAACGAAUAAGGAUGACAGGGACUUACUUGCACCAUCUUUCCUGCUUGCAUCAAAUCUGCAGCUGAGGAUCUCCCUUGGCAUCCUCCAGUUUCUAGCAGCAUUGCUGUACAGUUGAGUCAUCAGCCCCUCUGAGAAAAUUAGGUCCAGUUGUAUGGAGCGGAAUAUCGGUGGAAUGGGGAACAUAGGCUUCAUUGUACUUGUGAAACCCUUGAUUUUCUGGUUUUGGCACUUAAGUGAUGCAAGAUCUUAGGUCUGACUUAGCAACACAUUUGGUAUUAAUUUUGUGACACAGAGCCUGAUGGGAGAUUAUCCUAGCACUAGUAGCUGCAAAGGAGCACUCCCUCCUAAAAGUUCCAAGUCUGUUAUUACGAUUUAUGUAUUGAGGGGGAAAUUGAGCCAUUAUUUCCCCGGGUGGGAAAAUGUCCUUAUCCCGCAUGAGACUCUGUCACUGCUUAGGACUCCCUGCUGUGGAAGAGGCAUCUCCCUUUGCUAUUUCUCAGGCCUGUGUCUCUGUGGCCUUCCUAUCUAGGUCAGUGGGGUGGGCUCAGCCAUAUGGUGAGUGUAUCAUUGUUCCUUCCUGGCAAAGUGGUAUAAACUGGGUUUAAAAAAAGAUAACUGGACAAAUAAAAGCAAAAUAAAAACAAGAGUCAGUUGUAAGAGCCAGGAUGGAUGGGGAAAUGUAGCCCUAAAAAUAAGCAUUUCUAAACAUGAGACUGCUGGAGGUAGGAAUGUGUAGCAGGGCAUAAGGGCUCUCUGUUGGUGUUGCCAGACAUUCUGUGUGUUGUGCUGCACUUCCUCAAAUAUCAGGAUCUGAUCAGGAAUGAAGACAAGAUAUUUGGCAUCAAGGUACCAUAAUCCAGCCCACUGGCUUUGCUGAAAGGUUGCUGAUUGGUUGGGAUAGGUAACUUGUAGGACUAUAACUCCCACCAGUCCCAGUUUAUGAAGGCAAUGGUCAGGGAGGAUGGGAGCAACAUCUGGAUGGCACUUGAAAUCUAUAAGGAGGUGCCUUAUACAGACUUUGGCCAUUGGUGCAGGGGCUCCUGGGUGCUCUAACCCUUUCCUUCAAAUACAUAGGGAGUUGAGAUCUUCAAGAAUUUGGGGUCAUGGUUAGAGCACAGGUGGCUGAAGCAUCAUGCUGAAAUUAGCUGGACUUAUUCAGUCCAUUUGACUCCUGCUGUGUUGGUUAAUGUGGCAAGCAAUUCUUUCCUAUCUAUCAGUCCUGGAGUGUUGACCCAGGAGUGCUGUUGCUGUUUUUGCCGAUGAAGGAACAGCAGAUGCCCCCAAAUAUGGCCCACCCAGAAGGGGAGAAAUCUACAGGCUGCUGUGACACAUUUGUGAAGCUGUUUCCUCUCUGGUCCAGCUUGGAAGCCACAGUUGUGAGAGUGUCCAAGUCAGAGGUCUCCUUGACAACCUCUUGUUGUUGCUGCUUGGAUCACUUUCAGCUUGUUUUGUUCUCGGAUGUUGACAGGAUACUUGGAGAACUGCAGGCGUCCGCUGUUGCUCCAGAUUCAGGCCCUUGUCUUUCAGUGACAGAUGGGGUUGGUUUACAAUGGCAGUUAGCUGAGGUAAAGAGAGAUCCUAUGUCCUGUACAAGAGGUGAUCAAAACCUUCCUUUAAAAAAACAACAAAACAUCACUUUAAUAACCUCUCCAACUGCUGCCUAUUCUAUAAUCUCCCCUUUGGGGGAGAAACCAUCAAGCAGGCGACAGCAAUACAGUUUCAGGUACUUCUUGAUGAUGCCUCAACCCAAGGGGUGGUUUUUUUCAGUGGGAACUCACCAAAACUCAGUUCUGGCGCCUCUCAGGUGGGCACCAUUGCCAUUAGAGCAGAAUAAGGGAGUCGUUCUUGGUGAGUUCUGGCAUGUCUUUUUCUAGAAAUAUAGCCCUGAGUCCAGCAUUAUAUUUCCAACCAUGGCUAUCCAGAUGACUUGUGCUAGAAUCCCCCCAACUUGUGGUUCCAAGUGCAGUUUGAACAGCCGCACGUUCAGCCCUGGUUGUAGCUGGCUCUUUCAUACAGCUUUUGUUUAACUUGGCUGCUCAGGCCAUGGGCUUGGCUUUCCCAUACUGGUGAUAUAUACUGCGCUGGCUUCCUUUCUGUGCAUGCUGCAGCAUGUGGCUGGGAUUCCUUCUCCUCCAGAAGCACUUAAAGAACAAGAAAGAUAUCUACACCAUGUUGGACACUGAGGGGACUGGAAGCAGGAGAGCCUUGCCACAUGGAGGCCUGCUAAGAGAGUAGAGGCUUCUAGCUGACUUAACAGGCCUCCCUGUACUGCUGUGUUAAAUGGAUUUCUACUGUAGAUCCAUUUCCCUUUAUCAUCUCUGUUCAGUUGCAGAUCUCCCAGAGGUAAAGGGGAGCGGUGCUGGCAAGCCAGCAAGGCGUGUGACUCAUCCGUGACCCCAGGCCUGUGGGUGGGUGAAAACGCUUUCCCUUGGAUCGUUGCCUCCUGCUGCAGCGUGUGCAGGGCUGUUACACUUGGCACGGAUAUGGCUGGCCAAGGGGAGGAGGCUCAAAGCACGGAAUCUGGGAACAGUUUGCUGUUUGGGACAGAAGGCAGGGCUGUCUAAUGAUGCAGCCCGGAUGGAACUGGAAGAUGGUUUCCUCCCUCCAGGCAUAAGUUUAGAGCAAGGCUUGGCAGGCAGAUGUUCCUGAGAAGACAACACUCCGCUGUCAUCCCGGUCGUGGAAUAAGCAAGCCCUUUUGAGUCAGCCCGCCAGAAGUGGAGGAGAUCUUUCCAAGUGCAUUAAAAUAAUAUUGCAAGGGGAAAAGAAUCCCAGGUUUCUGCCUGCUUAUUCUCCCCACCCUCACUGCCAGAACUAGGGAUGGUUUGUGGCAACACUGGAAGUGUUGCAUUUGUGGUGGACCCUCUUUCUCUUAUUUUGCAGACCUUACACACGAGAGUGUGGUAGGGAAUGUAGAGUGUUGUUGUUGCUGUUUGCUGCCCUUUUAACACGUUCCUUCCCCAUGGCGUAUAGUAACUGAAGGAAUGUCCUGGCAUUAUCUCAGCAGGCCUCCUCCUCCAUUUAGGACAUUCUUUACUCAUUAACACCCACAUGCCUUGUCCAGCUGACUGAACUUUUUUUAAUCAGGAGCAUCACCAGGGCUCCUUCCUCAACAUUCAUCAUGCUGCAUCAGCUGCUGUGAAAAUGUCAAACCAGAAGCUGCAUCUUCACCUGGGUGUAUUAUGGAUGAGGGCGUACCUGAGUCUAGUGGCACUUGGAAGACAAUAGCUAUUGCUAUUAUGGAUCAGAACCCCUUGAGUGCAGGGGAAUCAGCGUAACUUAUGCUUCAUGGCAGGCUUGGAACUGCUCCCAAAUCCAGUUAUUAUCAUUAAUUUGUUUGUUUUAUUUAUUAAUUGCUUUCCACAAGGCAUGCCAAAGUAUCCCCAUUGUCUCAAGCCCCAAUUGUUUUCCCCCACCUUUCUUGACAGUCACAACAAAUUCUGUUCUGAGGAAGGGGAUAUGAUUCUUGUCAGUUUACAGUAGUGGAGGAGACCUUUCCUCCUUGGAAAGGGAAGCUGCUUAUGCCAAGAGCCAGCUAUUGGUCCAUCUAGCUAAGUAUUGUCUGCACUGAGAGACAGUGGUUGUCCAUGGUUCCAGGCAGGAAUUUUUCCUAGCUCAACUUGAAGAUGUCAGGAACUGAAUUUUGGACUUUUGCGUGCUAAAUAUAUUCUCUACCACUGGGCUGCAGCUCUUCCAUUUAUAUAUAAAUAUAAAUAACUAUCUUUCUCUGCCUAUAUCUCAUAUCCCAUAUCUCAAUUUAAAUCUAUAUCUCUACAGUAUGGUGGUUCCUUUCUCCUUUCUUUUUCUACCGUCUCAAAUUCCAGAUCUUUUAUCCUAUCCUGUUUUAAAGUCUGUCAGAUGCUUUGCUGAGUGUUUGUCCAAAUCUGCCAAGGACUCCUCUUCUGUCCUGGAUUGCACCUUGUGAUGUUGGGCUUUAUUUGUGACAGGUUGUGUUAAUUUGUGCUCUGCGUUUUAACACCAUUUAAACAUUGGUUUCUCUACAUUGUAGCAUGUUAUUGCAAAAAACAAACAAACAACUUUUGGCUUGUGCAAUUUUCUAGGCAAGACAGACACAAGGUGUGGCUUGUGCUUAAUCAUCCCUCAGUGCAAAGUGGGCUGAGAUUUCUUAGCAUGUAACAGAUUCCUGCAUUAAGACAAAUGGGCAAAGAAUGUCUUUUGUUCCUGCCGUAUAGUGAAUAAUUAAGGUUUUGCACGCUACUUCAUGGAAGUGUUUUGUGUUUGUGGUGGUGAUUUCUAGACGCUCAUGAACAAGGAUUAGUGAAACUGAAUGGAACCCUGUUGGGCAUUUUAAAUUGUUUCAAAGAACUUCAGGACAUUAAUUUGAGAGAUUUCAGCUGUGUACACAUUGCCAUCUUAAAACACAGAUAGAGCCUUCUUUUUCUUAAUUCACAUCAAAGCUGACUUGGGCUAAACUUAUAAAAACUCAGUAUUUCAUAAGAAAUGUCAGACUAGAUACAGGACAGGUGUGUAUUGCAGCUAAUGUUGUAUGUUCCAAACCACUGGAAGCAGAGUAAACUGAAGUGUGUACACAGCUUCACAGGCAUGAUUCUUGAGAACUUGGUCUAUACAGUUUCCUUCUUGACAACUGCAAAACACAGACUUCAUGGAGGGAUGUGGGAGCUAUAAGAACAUGCAGCUCGCAGAAAUUUGUUAGUUUGCUCCUUUUCCUUCUACAGAGCAGCAGCAGCAGCAUUUUAUUGACUUUGAGCUCAGAUCCGUGAUAUUGAAGGAUAAGCAUUGCUAUUUUGCAGCAUUCAUUUGUACUGAAAUGGUAGAGGUACAGUAUAACAUUUAACUUGCGUUGCUUCCUUAACUUGCUUUAAUAGACAGCAUUUUGCAUCAGAAUCUGAAACUUCAUCACCCUGUUUUGCAAGUGAGCACUUCUCCUUUUUCCUGGGGUUUUGAGAUACAGGAGACAUGCAGGAAAAUGGUCCCAGUCACUAUUGAUGCUCUAGGAUAGAUACCUGUAGCAAGUCUACAGGUUGGUGGGGUGGGAAGUGUUGAUCUGAUGUGCUCCACAGAGGUCCGGGGAAGAACUCCGUGUACAUAUUCUGCAGCCUGGGAGUAUCAUUUGAAGUGUAACCUAUGGCAUGUUUCUGGGUUUGCCUGGGGCUUAAACACUGGGAAUUGCCAAGGCAGCAUUUCUGAGAAAUGCCAGCUUCACAUUGUUGCCAUGAGUGAAGCUGCUAGUGCCUGAUAAUAAAAAAAACCAAUGCCAUCAGCAAAACAUGUUUGCUCCCUCUAGCUCUUUCGCUCAUCCAUCCUGUAUUAUGGGUUUAUGCGCACACUUCUAUAAAAACAAUCCCAAUUGUUCCUCCCCAAAUCUAAGCACCUAGUGUCCUGGACAUUGCUCUGAGGUGCAUGUUUAUCACAGGGGGGGUAUUUGGGUUUUUUGUGGGGGGUGUAGCAUACGGUACUCUUCAUUGCCUGAGAAAAGGCAAGUGUGUCAUUUAAUGUGUAACCAUGUUUUCUGUGUCUGUUGAUUUCUGAUGUUGGUAGCAAUGGGGAGUAGAAUCAUAGAAAUAUAGUGUGGGAAGGGACCCCAAAGUUAUCCAGUUUAACCUGCUCCAAUGCAGGAAUCAAAGCUGUGUCAGUAUAUCAGCUUUCACAAUAUAUGAGGCUCAGGCAAUCUAUAUUCCUGGCAUAAAGGGCUUACCCCUGCCCCCAUUAAGUGCCCUGGGAUAGAGCUGAUUUCCUCUUUUCUAAAGGUACUGAGCAUAGGGUUUCCACCUGACCUGAAAGGGCAUCUGGCCCUCCUGUGCUUUUAACAGCAGUUUGAUGUGCAGAAACAGCAGACAAGCUUUUUCAUAGUGUUGGGAUCAGCCUUACCAUCUGCUAACAUCUGGUGAUCGAGUUGCUGUUGCAGGUGCAGGAGCAGGAACCCGUAAAAAAGUUGGUCACCCUACUAGGGUCAGGAGGAACCCCCCCCUUUUUUUUUGAAGUGGCAAUAUAGGGGUUUGCUUCCUGGGUUUUGUAUAGAUUGUGCCUGUCACCAUUUGCACAUAGCUUGCUGGUCGUUGGCAGCCCAGAGCCCAGUUUCUGUGCGUCAGGGAAAUGCUAAGUUUCCGUUCCAUCUUGCCGUCCCUUCCUGACAGGAAUUCCUCCUUCUCCUGACCCUGCACUCUUGGUUCCUUUCACACAGCCUGAUUCUGGAGCUUGGGGGAAUGGUCCAGAAUGGCUACCCCCCUCACUGCCCACCACUUCCAUUGCCUUCUCACAACAAACUUUCUGGUGGUCUGGUCAUUUGGAAAAUGCCAGGCCAAACAGUGCAUCUUUCGGAGGAGGAGCCUGUUCAGUGGUGGGACUGAAGUCGCUUGCUUGAUUCUCUCUUUCCUAUCACAGUAUCCGAUCUGUUUGCACACCAUCUAUGAACGAGGGUCACUCAUCUUUCUUCUUUUUAUGAUAUUUGUCCCAGCUGAUACUUUGGACUUACCUGUGCAAUCCUCCCUUUCCUUUUUAAAAAAAAAGAGAGAAAAUAAAGUCCUGAUAGUGCUGUCUGGAUCUAACACACAGUCUAGAGACUAUGAAUGUUUUCAGAGUGGCUUUCUAGCACCAGUGUUGUGCUUCUUUCUCCCCUCACAUUGCUAAAAAAGAAAGUGCCUGUCUUGUUUGUUUCAUUUACAAGUACAAAAUUGUUUGGGGCUGGGGAGAAACACCUCCCCAGCAAUGAAGUCCAAAUAGAUACUUGAACUUGACCUAUUUGUAUGCUUGCUUAAAUGUUUAUAUAUGGUAAAUGAACUGCUAAUUACGGUAUAUGUACAGUGGUACCUCAGGUUACAUAUGCUUCAGGUUACAUACGCUUCAGGUUACAGACUCCGCUAACCCAGAAAUAGUACCUCAGGUUAAGAACUUUGCUUCAGGAUGAGAACAGAAAUUGCGCUCUGGCGGCGCGGCAGCAGCGGGGGUCCCCAUUAGCUAAAGUGGUGCUUCAGGUUAAGAACAGUUUCAGGUUAAGAACAGACCUCCGGAACGAAUUAAGUUCUUAACCCGAGGUACCACUGUAUAUCAUAGAAUUGUAGUGCUAGAAGCGACCCUGAGGAUCAUGUCGUCCAGUAAUGAAGGAAUAUGCAGCAGUCCCUUACAGGGAUCAAACCUGCGGCCUUGGUGUUAUCAGCACCAUGCUCCAACCAACUGAGCUAAUUAUUACUUUCUUAGUGUUAUGUUGCUGUGAUAUUAUAUGUCGUAUUUUGUACUUAUGUAGUAUUUUGUACUACAGCUAGACUUUGUUUUUUUGUGUAAACUGCUUUGAGCACAGAUUUACUUGUGGGAAAUGUGAAAUAUAAAUACAUUGACAAGGACGAAUGGCCCUUCCUGUAAUGCAGUUGAUGGAGAACAGCCCUCUGAGCUGGAUGGCAUUUUACCAAGGAAGUUAACUGCUCCCUGUGAAUUAUUGAGGCAGUUUGGACUGUAGGAGAAUCUUUGCAGGAGGCAUUGCAGGAUCCCAGGGCUUGGUGGAAGCUGGGUCAGAUUCAGUAUCAAGAACCUGUACCAGAUAAUCAUAGGGACGUAGUCAGCCCCCUUAUACCAGAUCAGGCUCAUUGUCUUAUCUAGUUCAGUAUUGUCUGCUCUGACUGGCAGGGCCUCUUCAAGCUCACAGGCAGAGGCCCUUUCCCACCAUCAGGUACUGUAUCACAAAAUAAAUAAAUCUGGAGGUGCCAGGAUGAAACCUUCUACAUGCAAAACAAGUGGUCUUCCAUUGACCUAUGGUUCCCUACCCCCACUGCUUCCCAGUCCCUAGCUAUACAACUGGCAGCUGUGUGUAAUUAUAAGAUAUGGAGGUUGCCACCCAAUCCAUCCAAGGUCAAAAGUGAAGCUGCAACAGGGUGGAGGAACAGCUAAACUCAUCAAGAACAAACUUUGAAGGCAAAGCAUGGGAAAAAUGAGUGGGGAGGGGCUGAAGGUCAACAUACAAGAAACGUUGAAAAGGAUAAUAGAUCACAGAAUCAUAGAAGGGACCACAAGGUUCACCUAGUCCAACCCCCUGCAAUGCAAUGCAGGAACCUUUUGCUCAGCCCACGAGCCUGUGUUUAAGAGUCUCAUACCCUACCAGGUGACGUAAGCAGAAAAGAAGGGUAGGACAGAAUCAGGUCAAAAAAACAGGAGUCAGAAUGGACUACCGUUCAGACAAAGUCUAACUUCUUACUGUGAAGUGUUUGUAGAGAAUGAGGGUCACUACCAAGCACUGGCCACAGAUAUUUGUAGGAAAGGAUAGCAGUCUAGUGGUGGCUCCAUUCAGUCCUGUUGAAUGGAGCUGGCUGAGAAGAUAAAAGCAUAUGGAGCUCCCUUGCACUGAACUUGAGAUACAGGAUGGCCACACGGGUUUUGGGUGCAAAUGAUUGCAAUACUGCACAAAUGUGAUCUCGUAUCUGAGGAAUGGGAAGCAUGUGUCCCUCCAGAUGUUAUUAGACUCCCAACACCCAGAAGCCCUGGUCACUGUGGUCAGGGACAUUGGGAGGUGUAGCACAACAAAAUAUGGAGGGUCAUACAUUUCCCAUUGUAUCCAGACUGAUGCAAACCUCCAUGCUACUUCUGGAGUUGCUUAGUGUUCCUGAAUCUCUGCUCCUAUGUAAAAUUCCCCUUGCAGUCUGUGACAUGACAUAACUGUUUCCCAGGCCUUGACUCUGUAUCCUUUCGUUGCAGAUCCCAAUGAUGGAGGCAGGCUCUGUGGUACGGGCUGUCUUUGACUUCUGCCCCAGUGUCUCCGAAGAGUUGCCGCUGUUUGUGGGGGAUGUCAUAGAAGUGUUGGCAGUCAUAGACGAAUUCUGGCUCCUUGGGAAGAAGGAAGGAGUCACAGGUGAGAGUCAAAAGGCCUGUGCUGGGCUCAUAGGAAUGGUUGGAUUAGAAGCAAGCCAGCAUGAAGCAAAACUCAGGGUGUGUGGGGAUUAAAGCUAUGUAAAUGCCCCCCUUCUAUUUGGGAGCUUUGAAUAUACCAGCCAAGUACCAGAAACAGGCCUCAGAUAUCUCCUUGGUGGCCCCAGCAGUCUCUCCAGAAGUUGAGAGAUAAACAACACAGUUAAGGAGUUGAGGGUCAAUUUUGCAGUUACUAACACACUAGAAUGAGAGCUCCCUGUGUGAUAUGCAUUUGCAGUGCCAUGAAGGAAAUGGGCUCGAUUAUGAACUUGGUGAACUACACACAAAUGGAAGAUACUAUACAAGCAGCCGCCACAUGAAGUGGUCUGAUGUGGCCUCUGUAUGCAGUCAUAAGGUCUUCAAAACCUUCAGCUGGAACCUAUCAUCUAUGUCCAAAAGCUUGCUUUGCUCCCUUUUCUUAGUUUCCUUCAACAAGCCAGCCAGUCUAAUAAAAGAUGCGUGUCUCAACGUACUCAGGGUUCUCAUACUGUGGGAUUAGCAUGACAACAGGGCCCAGAACAAUAUAGCAGAUGGCAAAGCAAUGAAACCAGCAAGCCAGUUGGUGUCCUGGUUGCAGUGCUGGGUCUUCCCUUGAGAGCCACCUUUUGAUCUGUGCCUUGAAAAGGCUCAUCUGGUGUCUCUGCCAGUGGAAGUGCACAUCUCCCCUGAAUGUGCCAGUUUUUGUCAUUAGCAAUUGGCCACUUGGGGAGAAGUCUCUUGCCCUCAGCCCUGGGGAAAGAAGAAGAUGCAGUGCCAGUCCCUGCUCUCUCUCCCUCAUCAUUUCCACUUCUCUAAGCUUGUCCACAUUACUGUGGCAUGAUCAAAGUGGCUGCUGUCUUGUCAAGUUGGCAGGAUGCAGGUCACUGGAGCUUGAGAAUCUCACUUCUCCUUUUGUAAAUCCUUAGACUGAGCCUGAAGCAAGCUGUAUAGCCGUCCAGCAACUGCCAGUGUAAAUGAGACGUAUCAGAGAGAGAGAAUGCUUCAUGGCCAGGAGAGGGUGCCAUUCUCAAGCUUUCCUUUCCCUCUCCCUCAGGACUCUCGUCCUGUGUGCACCACAGGGCAAAGCUUAAAGCCGGAUCUGUAAUAGCAGUCCUGUCUUUACUCCUUCCAUUACAAAACAUGGAAGUUUUGCAAGGCCUUCUUAGCUGGAGGUAACAUGUCAGCAUAGAGGGAUUUUCAUCACUUCAACUCAAAAUCCUUUCAAGUUCCAGCUACAUGCUGUGGAGUAAUCUGUUCAAUGCAUUAAAAUAAAAUGGAUCAUUUCAACUUUGUUCUCAAUGCUGAAGUUUAAACUGGAGUAAAAUAAGUCUUAUUCAUUGGAGAGAAGAGGAUCCUGCAGGUCUGGGAUCCUACAGCUGUCUAGGUGCUAGGAUGUGGCCUUUGUAUUGAAUGGAUUCUGACAUCUGGAUCGGCCUCCUGGCUUACCAAGACAGGCUCCCAACUAAUAAUAAUAAUAAUAAUACCAGUCCAUCACCAUAAGAAGUCCCAGAGUGGGUUACAGCUUAAAAUUCAGUAUUAAAAACAGUUAAAACAACUUACAGUCACAGGAAUAGGGUGGAUUCAUUAAAAGAAAACACAUCAUGAUGGAUGGGUCUUUUAUAAAAGAUACAUUUUCCAAGAAAGAACAUAGCAUAUUAAACAAGGCCAUUCAGAAAGGUUAGUUCAAAUUAAAUCUUACAGUUUUCUUUGGAACUCUUCAUUUGGCUAGAUGGAAUGGGGAAAUGGUUCUUCACCCCUUUUGAAGAUUCCUGCAGAACUUGAAAGCUUACAUGCUAUUUUGUGACGUUUUGGUUGGCCUAACGAAGGGUGGUUCAGUGAGAAUUACAGAUCCCUGGGCUGGAUCUAGACAUGUCAAAGAAGCGAUUCAGUUAAACACAUUGUAAACUCAUACUGGAAAUCCAGUUGGGAAAGACUAGACUCCACAGUGCCAUCUGGUGCCACGGUGUUAUAGUGCAUAUACAGUGCAUAUAAAACUCUCUUUCUUUACCAAUCUUGCUGAGUCCCUGGAAAGAGAUGCUUGCAUGUCCUAGAGAACAGUGGGAUGUAUUGGUGCAGAGGCACUUGUGUAAUCUGUGUCCACGGGAACAUUUCCCUGCUAUUGACUGGGUGCGCGCUCUCUCUCUCUCUCUCUUUCUCUCUCUCUCAUUCUAGGACAGUUUCCCAGCAGCUUUGUGGAACCCAUGGAAGUUCCUGCUUUGAAACAAGGAGAAAAGCUGUUUGUUUGCACCAGCAAUUUUACUUCCCAGGAGCCUGGCAGCCUCAGCUUGCAGAGAGGUACUGGUGGAAUCCAUCGGGUAGUCAAAGAGGGGCCUGUUCAGCCUUGUCCUUCUCUCCAAGAGCCCCCUUCCUAGUGUCUUCUUCCCCAGAACUCCAGCUACAAUGUUCCAAGGCCUUUUACUGCUGGCAACUUCAUGCUCCUCUGCACUUGCCAUGCCUGGGGUUGAGCUCUGAGCACCUAGGACAGCAUGAAAGUGCCCAGAAUAGUGGCCAUGGCCCACCGUUCCUAUCCCUGCGAUGCCCAUUGUUGGCAAGUGCCGUCGAGAUUGCUGUGAGCCCUUGUGGCUUUGGGGUUACUUAUAUCUCCUAGUGUUAGAACCCUGAGGGGUUCUAAGCAAGGGGGUGCUGUAGGUGACACCUUAGAAAUCCCCUGACUUCAUAUCCUUUAUCCCUGCAGGAGACCUAGUGAUUCUGGAUGGUUCUGCGUCUUCUCCUUGGCCCCAAGGCCGAAGCUGUUUGGGAGCCAGAGGCUUCUUCCCCUCAUCAUGCGUGCGAGAACUCUGCCUCUCAGCCUUCGGCCCUCGGUCGCCUUACGGCACCACCCUGGAGAUGCCACCCUAUGCCCUGGGCCAGGCCCGAGCGCUGAUGAGCCUCUCAGCCCAGCUGGAGGAGGAGCUAGACUUCCGGGAAGGGGAUAUGAUUACCAUUGUGGGGAUCCCUGAGCCUGGAUGGUUUGAAGGAGAGCUUGGGGGUCGCCAAGGUAUCUUCCCUGAGGGGUUCGUAGAGCUUUUGGGUCCGCUAAAAGCUAAGGUUGGUCCAGAGGAGCCUGGGACCUCAGAAAUCCACAGUGUUAAUGGGGUGAAAGGAACAUACCCUCAGCCUGAGGAGAAGGCAUGGAGUGACGGUGAGGAGUUUCUGGGGCCUUAUGGGAUCGCUCUCUAUCAGUUCCAAGCCCUGGAGUCAGCAGAGCUGGACUUUGAGGUGGGAGACAGGAUUCGGAUUCUGGAAGUCCUGGAAGAUGGUUGGCUGGAGGGGGAGCUUCGAGGGAGACGUGGGAUCUUCCCUCACAGGUUUGUGAGGUUGGAGGAGAGCAGUCCUCCAGCUAGGGAGAAAUGGGAAUCCGGGUGUCUGCCAAAGGACAUGGACUCUAAGGUGGUCAGCACCCCCAAAGCAGGUCCUCCUGCCAUGUGGGAGGAGCCUGGACAGAGCCUGGCCUGCACUGAGGAGAAGCCUGGCCACCUUGCGGUACAUGAAGACCAUUUGGACUCUGAGCUCAAAGAGAAUGAAAUGCUCAGCCGCCCAAAUGAAGGCUGCCUGGAAUCUUUUCCCUCAGAUAGGUCAAGCUCUCCCUCUAUGGACCCUAUCCAAGCCGUAAAUGGAGUUUCCUUCAUACCUCAGCCUGCUCUUCAGCCAAAGGGCCAACUCUGUGGUCAAGUGAGUAACGCAGAGUCCAACCAGAGCUCAAGGACCUCAUGGAGCCACUCAGAGGCCUGCAAGCCCUUGGAGUGGGACAGAGAGGCUCACAGUCCUUCCCACAAGAACAUGCGCUGCGAGGACUUGGCUGCUUACGUGGACAUCCAGCGGCGGAAGCCCAAAUCCCGCUCUUCCAGCUUCAGUGGGACACAUGAGGGCCUGGACACUUGGCCUGUCUGUCGUGGUGCUCGGGCCGAGCGCUCCCAAGGGGUGCUCCAUGGGGAGAGCUGUGGAGACCUCGAUUCCAAACUGACAGAGCAGCUGGCUCAGUUUGAGCAGAGCCUGGCAGGCCCCAUUAGCCAUGGCAGCUGUGGGACCCCCCAGCACGAUAGCACCUCCCGGCACUUUUCCAUCCUGGAUUUCAGCUCUGAGAAGGACAUUGUACGUGGUUCAGUGCAGCACACUCCACCGAGGAGGAAGGUGCUGAGGCCACCGCCUCCCCGGCCUAGCACCCCAGUCUCUGCCUCACUUCAUUCGCCUGCAGGCCACAGCCCCCAAACUACACCUCCCUCUCAGGCUCUGCCAACCUCUGUGAGACCGUCCAGGCCAGCGCCGCUUCCACCUCCCAGCAGCCAGAGGAGGAGCCCAGCUCCUGCCAAGCUGCAGCCAGGGAGCAAAGAGAGACAAGGCAGCAGCGACGAGCCUAGAGGUGCAUCUCCGUGCCACUUCCUGCUGAACCGUAUCCAGGAACUGGAGCGAGAACUGGAUGUUUACAGCAAGACCCGUGCAGAGCUCAGCACAAUGCUGGAGCAGCCACAGGGUGGGCUUGGGCGAGCAGAGACUUUGGAAAACCUGGAGUUUUGCGACUGCAAAAUGUCCAGCCUGCACUUGGAACUGCAAGAGCUGAAAGGUAAGUACAGAUCAGUUCUGUAUUUAUCAGUUCUGACGUGUAGAAUGCUAUGCAAUUUGCUACCAGUAAUCCAGUGUGUGAGGACAUUACCACUUGGGCUUUGGGGAAGAUGCACUUAAAAGAAACCCUUUCUCAAAUUCUUUGAGUGAAAAAAGGAUUAGGCAAAUUUGCUUGCGUGUGGAUAGUGUCAUCGUAUAGCUUAGCCGCUAGGUGGCACUGGACUUACUGGUACCUGGGUGGAGUCAGGGGCUUUCAUUUUGCUGUUUUUUUCUUGUUGGAGAGAGAGGAUAGAUUUCUUGCCCAGCUUCCUGGCUGAUGUUUCCUCUAAGCCUCCCACAACUGCAUGAUUAUUGUCCCCCAGGUUUUCUCCCUUUGUUCUUUGUGGUCUCUGGGCAGACCUGUACUUGGGUUCUGCACCUGCACAGACAUUGUUUUGAAACUUUCUGCCGCUGGACUAGCAUUUUGACAGGCAGUUUGCUCCUAAACUCAGUGCAUAUGCUCAAGGAGGUAUGGCUUCCCUCUUCUCACACAGUUCCUUUUGACCGCUGCAGAGGCAGCAUAGUAAGAAUGGUCUUUCUCCUUGCUUGAGCUAGACAACAAAAAAGAAAAGAAAUACUUAUACAGUCAUACCUUGGGUUACAGCCGCUUCAGGUUGCAUUUUUUUGGGUUGCGGACAGCCGAAACUUGGAAGUACCGGAACGGGUUACUGCCGGGUUUCGGCGGUCACACGUGCACAGAAGCACUAAACCGUGCUUUGCGCAUGCGCAGAAGCGCCGAAUUUCAACCCGCACAUGCGCAGAUACCCAGACGCGGGUUGUGAACGUGCAUCCCGCACGGAUCACGUUCGCAACUCAAGUGUCCACUGUAUAUAUAUUUUUCUUGAUUGUUUUUAUUUUAUAUUGUUCCCUCUGUCUUUCCGGUUUUUUUAAUGAUUCUUAUUACAUUUAUACCUCACUUUUCCUCCAAGUAGCUCAAAGUGGCUUACGUAGUCCUCCCCCUCCAUUUUAUCCUUGCAACAUUUCUAUAAGGUAGGUUAGGCUGAGAGAUUGUGACUGGCCCAGUGUCACCCAGUAAGCUUCAUGGUCAAGUAGGGACUAGAACCCUGGUCUCCCAGUUCCUAGUCUGACACUCUAACCACUACAACACACUCAUUCUCCAAAAUACCAAUUUUGUCUUUUGCUUCCCUCCGUUACUUGGCCACCCACCUCAGGGCACCUCUGCCACCUUUUCUCAGGGCCUGUAGUCCUGCAGGUAUCUCCUUUCCACAGGUGUUACUCCACUUGAAUGAGUAAAGUGCCUCGCUGGCAGACACAGCCUGUGUCAGCUGUUGUGAGGUGAAAGGCAAAACAUGCCAGCACCAUUGGCGGUUUACAAAACAGGGCCACCAAAAUCAAAGAGUUUGUCUCAAGGAUGCUUCUCUAGGAAGAAACGGGAUGCUGAAGUGGAGUCCUGUGCAUUUUCUUGUCCUCACUCUGAUCCUGCUGAUGGCAUUGCUUUUAUUCUCUUUUUGUGGGGAGGGGUCAGAGAGAACUGGAAAAACAGGAUUGAGUUAUAUGUGAAAAAAUGUGCUGAGGAUAUCAUAGUAGUCUUGGUAAAAUAUGGGCAGGGAUCCAAGGGGAGUGGCUGGUAAUUGUGUUUCGUGACCCUUGAAAUCCCUCCCCAGAUAUCUCCCUCCCUCCCUCCCUCCCUCCCUCCCUCCUUUUCUCUAAUUAGCAAAAACUGCCAACAUGGUUUCAGGUUUUUCUCUGCAUUCUUUUGGAAUGAAAACUAUUGGUUGCUGAGGCUGCUAGGUUCCUGCACAAGCUGUUGAAGUCUGCUGGACUAGGUUUUUUUGUCCCUUGAGCUUAAUAUUUCUCAUGAAAAUUCCUAGAUGCUUGCAGUAUAUUUCUCAAGUUACCGGGACUGAAUCUGUGAAAUAGUGGCUUGACUAGGGGCAAAUACUUUUGACCUGAAAUGUGAACCCUCUUAGAGCCUGGGGCUCUAAAAUCAUUGGUUUCUCCAGGCUCUCACGGAUCAAACAAUACAGUCUUGUGAUGUAUGUGUGGAAUCAGAACAGCUUUAAAUGUGUGCGUUUUUGUGCAUUCUUGAGCGACCCAGGGUGACUGUAUAUAUAUUGAUUUUAUUUAUAUGUAAGUUGGCUGUAUAUUAAUUGAUUUUAUUUAUUUAAGGUAUUCAGGCACCAUUUAAUCCUUAGCAUUUCUAAGUGGUGUCCAUAAAAAUAAACCAUACAGAAAAUAAAGCAGUAAAACACAGAGCACUACCUUUAAAAACCAAGGGUGGCUUUGUUUCUCCCACAAGCAGAUCAGACGUGGCCCAGGUAGGUCCAGCCUAUAGUUCCCCAGUGCCUGCAUAUCCCCCUUUUCCUUUGCCCCAGGGAAGCACUCCUGAGGUGUGGCCACUUAAGCCACAGGCUUUCUGUUUCCGUGUGUUAAGGAGCCCUGAGAGGGAGGGAGGGAGAGAGAGGUCACUGGCUGCUGCCUUCAGCAUUGGAAAGCAGAGAAGCCGGUUUGGGCAGGGAACUUGUCCAAUCCACAGCUCUCAUCUGUGGGACUCUGGUUAUUCAUUACUUGCCAGCAGGUGGGUGAGGCUGUCUGGACUUGCUGCCUAUUGGGUACGAAGGUUAUGCUGCUUCUCUGUUGCUGGUGUUUAGUCAGCAGAGUCCCAGGGUGAGGUGUGGGGAGAGGUGGGGGAGUGGAUGUCGCCAAGAAACUGAACCCUGGGGAAGGGGGUGGGGGCACGCCAAGAGGAACAUGUGCACCUACCCCGAGGCAAGGAGCCUCUGGUUCCCCAGCUGGGAGUAUGAGGACUACAAUUCCACCGCCAGGAAAGGAGAUGGUGCCAGAGGAACUGGCCAGAACAGUGAUUGUGACUGGGACAACAAGCGCAGGAGCAGAGAACUGUAUGGCACCACCAGGCCAGUGGGCAGAGCCUGUGGUCACUUCAGGAAGGGGGAGAUCUGGUACAGAGACCGCGAAAUGGCCAGAGUCUGCAGGGACUGUGGGGAGGAAGGUGGACAAUAUACCGACCGGAGGAGGAGAACCAGGAACAAGCUGUACAAGGAGCACGAGGCAGUAGGCAAUGGUCACCUGGAAGAAGCUGGCUACUACACAGACAGUGAGAAAGCCACCCGAGCAGCCUGCAGGAAGCCCUAUAGCUGGUAUCAAGAUGGCUUUUACGUGGAUGCUGGCAUCAAAGCCUUGAGGAACGUGGAUGCUUGGGGUGCAAACAACUGGAGACAAAGUGGCAGCGACAAUGACUAUGGGAAGGGAGAUGGUUGGUGCACAGCUGACCAACGCUUGGAUGCGGACUUUAAGAAGGCAGGUGACAGGUACGUGGAGCACAGCAGAACACAUCGGAAAUGUCAGGAGGAGGAGGAAGAGGAGGAGGAGAGGUGGUAUGUGCUGCAUGGAGACCUCCUUCACGAUGCCCAGAAUUCUGGGAGGACAUUUGAGAACAGCACUGUGGAUUGUAGAAACAUCUCUGCUGGUCCAAAAGACCAAGUGUCCUGGCCGUUAGGAUGCGAGCGCAGCAGUGUGGGGUUGGCGCCUGCCUGUGAAAUGGCCAAGCCACGUAAUGUGGUGGACAAGGACUCUGGCGCAGCGGAAACUGUGACUGGCCAGUCUGGAGCACCGGGACUGCAGGUGUGGAGAGGUGGAUGUCCAAGGACACGCACAGGGCGGUCAGACUGGAGCCUGGACUGGGAGGGUGAAGCCUGGCAGCGGAACAGCUUGUACCGGCGCACGGCUCCCAGCGCCUUGAGGCACCACGUCAAAGAAAAGCAAGGUACGGUAGGUUGGACAGGGUGUGGUGGUGAUAAGGCUACAUGUGCUUGGAUUUCCACACCUUUUCCGGUCAGCCAGCCCCAUGUGAACAGCAGGGCUUUGGAUCACAGCCUUGUAUGGUAUCAGGUCAUUGGUCCAUCUAGUGCAGUAUUGUCCACACUGACCAGCAGUGGCUCUCCAGGGUUGCAGGGAGGGAUCUUGCCCAUCCCUACGUGGAGAUGUCGAGGAUUGAACCUGAGAUCUUCUGCAGGUGUUCUGUCAUUGAGCUACAGCCCUUCCCUACAGCAGCACUUGAAAAGAAAACACCUGUUAUGUCAAUCAUCUGGGAUAUUAUGAAGGUUAAUUGUUGUUUUCUCAGUGUGUGCUAAUUGACAGCCUUCUCCUUAGGCUCUCCUUUGUGGCUGUGCCUUGUUUUUCCCCUCUUGGGCUGGGCAUUUGCCAGUUAAGUCCCUUAUGCUAGGAAUGUUUGUGCCGUUUUGUUAGGUUUGCAAUGUGCUGUUGCCCUGCCAGGGGCUCCCUGCUAUGCUCCCUGCCCAGGUGUGAGCCUGGCUUCCUAGAUGCUCAGAUUUCAAGCACAGGGUUCGAUCCUAGGCAGCUCUUGGAAACCAGCCUUUGCAUCUCUGUUAUGCUGUUAUGUGGUGCAAGAGUUACUGCACAGCUUGUAAGCUACUCCUACUAGGGCAAGUGCAAACAUGGCUGUACAGCACUGAGAAACCAAGGGAUGGAUUGUGCACUUUCCUGGAAUUUUGUGGAGUGACACUCGUGCGCAAUUCCAGGAAAGUGCAGAAUAUGUCCGAGUGGGAUACUCUUGCUGCAAGAGGUCUUGCUUUAGUGUCCCUUGGUUUCUCAGUGCUGUGGUGGCCAUGUUUGCACUUGCCCUAGUAGGAGUGGCUUACAGGCUUUGCAGUAACUAUUGCAUAUUUGGACUAGCCAUUUCUGGAACAUAGAAAUCUGCCUUCUGCUGAAUCAGACCAUUGGUCCAUCCAGCUCAGUAUUCUCUACUGACCAGCUGCAGCUCUGUAAGAUUUCAGGCAUGGGUCUCUCCCAGCCUUAGCUGGAGAUGUUGUGGAUGGAGCCUGGGACUUCCUCCAUGCACAAGAGAUACUCUACCCCUGAACUACAGCCCUUCCCCAUUUUGGUGUGGUUAGUUUGUAUUCCUUAUGAAAGGUGGCUGAAUUGCAGUGGGACACAUUUUCUGUCGGGUUCUACUCCGCAUCUCAAGCUAGCAGCAUCUUACAGCUUCUGUGGAAGUUGCCUCAGGUCAAGCAAGGUUGUUGUUUUUUCCUGUGUUCAAAAGCAGCAGGAACCACCCAGUUGUGUUCUUCAGCAAUUAUGCUGAAAUGUGGGGUGUAUAUGGAGUGUUGCAAAUGAAUGUUGUUGCUAUUAUAGCACCAUCAGUGUGCAUAGUGCUUAACUUUAGCAAAAGGGAGGCUCUUUCCCUCUGGGUUUGCACAUCCCUCGCCCUCCCCAGCAGACUCCUUUUGGCCUUUAGAGUAGCAAGACAAAACUUGGCACAGUGGAAAACUGGUGGGGCAGGCUUGCUGACUGCUGCUGCUGCUGCUAGUGGGAGCCUCUGCUGCUCAGUGUUCCUGCAGCCUUGUCAUCAGCUGGACCCUGGGCUAGAAAAGGGAAAGCAGAAUUAGUUGUCAUCAGGCAAUUGAUAAUCUGUACUAAUAAACAAGAAAUCUGAGCUAAGAUACCCCAAAUUCAGCUGAAAUCCCAGAUUUAAAAAACUGAAUUUUGCAUGCAACUGUGUACAUAUAAAGCAACUUUGCUUAUUGGAGCUCAUUUAUAAUGCCUCUGCUAGUCACUGGGGAGUGCUAAAUAGCUACAGAUAAAAAGUUUAGAUUUACCUGGACCUUCAACCUUGCCUUUGCAGGACUUUAAAUGUCUGUGGCCUCUUUCAGUGGGUGGGAUGUGUUUGUUAGUACUAUUUUGUAAAAAGCUUUGAGACAACAACAACAACAACAACAACAACAACAACAACAACAACAACAACAACUUAAUAUGAAGGACAUAGAAGUCCCAGUCACUGACUACUUAAAGUUUUACUUGAUGCUCCUUCCCUCUGUUCAGGCACAGGAAAAUUUAUUUUUAGCAGCCUUAAUGUCUAGAAAAUGCCUUUCCAAAAAACCUAACUUUAAAGGAUGAUGGAAGUAAUCAGGGUGUUAAAUUUGGUGGCCAAACCAAAUUCUGUACUUUGCAGAAUAAGCACAGACCUUGCUAUCCUGGAGAAUCUCUAGGGAGUAAAGCCGGUGGCUGUAGCAGGGAAGAGGGGGCUGCAGAUGGAGUCGGGUGGCUGGUGCUGAGCUCAGCAGAUAAGGAACCCACAGUAAACAGCGUGGAGAUUCUGUGUAUGGUUGGUGGAUGCAAUAAUAUGUGGGAUUUGUUUGAUAUGCUGCAGACGCUGUAGAGUAGACCUGUCAUAUGCACCUUUGGUCCAGGCAGGGCUGGGUACCACUUAAUGAACUUUGACUCCUGACAUUCUUCAAGGGUGAACAAAAGGUCAGAAAACAGACACACUUACAAGAGAGUCCGCAAUACACUAAUUAGAGCUGUGCAAAUAAGGAUGCCGGAAAACUUAAGUCCCUAAGCCAAGCUUAAGGAACUUCUGCCCCUCCAGAUGUUGCUGAACUACAACCCCCAUCAGGUCCAGCUAGCAUGGCCAAUGAUCAGGGAUGAUCAGAACGGCAGUUUAGUGACAUCUGGAGGAUCAAAGGUUUCCCACACUUGUCAAAUAUCUCUUUUCCCCCUAUCCAUUCAACCCUCCCACUGAACAAAUACGUAGAAAACAAGACUGCUGAAUGUCUGAUGGCCGGGCUUGAUUAAUGCUGUAUGUAAACACGUGGGUUGGAUACACUUUGGGGAGCCAUGGCUGACUACAGCUUCCUGGUACAGUGGUACCUGAGGUUAAGUUCUUAACCUGAAACUGUUCUUAACCUGAAGCACCACUUUAGCUAAUGGGGCCUCCUGCUGCUGCCGCACCGCCGGAGCAUGAUUUCUGUUCUCAUCCUGAAGCAAAGUUCUUAACCUGAAGCACUAUUUCUGGGUUAGCGGAGUCUGUAACCUGAAGCGUAUGUAACCUGAAGCGUAUGUAACCCGAGGUACCACUGUACGUAUUUAGCUUCCAAAUGUUAUGUGUGCUCACUGAGAGAAACACAGUGGAUAAGUGACAUAAGUGGCUAUUUACAUGGCGAGUCUGUCUGUCUUGCUGAUUAAGUUACAUUUGUAUAAUGCACCUUUCCCUGCUGAUCUGAGCAAUUGAGGAGAGCUGGUCAUGUUACAAAGACCUAAUCAGGCUGCAGGGAUCAUAGUUUAGGUGCCAUAGAUGAUGGUGCUUGGUUGUGAGAACCCCAAGAGUACACUCAAAUGCACAUCAUUUGGACAGUGUGAAGCCUACUCAACACAUUUUGUUCAGUCUUGUACAAUCUUCUCUCCAGGAUUAAGCUCAGUUGCUGCAAGAGCUGGGUGGGCAUUUUGCUAAUUAGCUGGAACUUAUGACCUCACAAGCCCACCUUCCCGUAAUUCCCUUCCUGGAGCAGCUUUUCAGCUUUUAAAAAAUGGGGAGGGUGGGGAGAGUUAGGAGGGAAAUGUAGUUUUAAUUGCAUAAAUAUACAUGAGAUGCUUUAGCAAAAAUAAAGGCAAAUAGCCUCACUGGAAACACAGGAGGAAGAGAUGGAAGUAAGGAGGUCUCAGGGUGUCAUUUCUUCUGCAUUUUGAAACAAACAAAUUCUGCCAUAGGCAGAUAAUACAAUUCUUCUGUUUUAUUGCAUUUCUCCAAAUUCAAUGAUGCAGUCCUCUGAUUCUGGAUAAAAUACAUAGUGAAGCAUGCAUUUUAAGGUGGAAUGUGUAGUAAAAUACCUAUUUUAUGAGGGAAAUACAUUCAGAAAUAAUGCACAUUUUUGUGUGUAAAAAAUAAUAAUAAUCACAGAUUGACAUGGAAAUAAAUUGUGAAUAAAUAUGUGCUACAGACACAGACAAGAAAUAGAUGCAUUCCUCACUUGGUACCAUGCCAAUGGCUGAAUCAGUGUUUGAGUUACUGAUAUGUCUGCCUAUCAAUUGCUUUAUGAAUGCAGGAAGAUCGCCAGCCUGGCUCAGUGGGAGAAAAAUCCAUGCUAAGUCUGUUUUUUAUUUGUUUGUUUCUUAAAAGUUUGUGUAUGCCUUUAAAAAAGCCAGGAGGAAAGGGCUUGCGUCCUGUCUUGCUUAGAAAGAAAUUCUUCAAAAGGGAAUUGGUGGUCUUGCCUGUCAGCAGCCCAUCUUCUCCAUCUCUGUCUCUGCUUUGACGAUCAGUUAUAUUCAGAAAGUAGUCAGAAAACUAGCUUCAGGCUGCAUGAUGACCUCAGCCCUGGCUUCAGGCUACAAAAAGGCAGAGGCCAGCCUCGUUGCCAAGAUUUGCCAUGUCAUGCAUUUUUUUGAGGGCUCACAUACAUAUGCUGCAUGCUUGAGGUAUCAGAACCAUGGUAGGAUGCACAGAGUGCAAGGGCUGCACUAGCGGAACUGAACUUUCCCCAUCUCUCAUCUCCCCUGCAGCGCACCCCGCCCCCAACUCAGCUCUGGAAGGUUGAGGGGCACUGGAGAAGAUUUGGGGGGCACAUUGGGCGAGGAGAGGAAAUGUAGCUGCUGCUGCUGCUGCACCAGUGCUGGCUCUGCUCUAUAUACAGCCCUCUAUGCUUCAUGCUAGGCAUAUCCCAUUGUGAGGAGCACUGCAUAUCUAGCUAGCCUUCCCUUUGGCUUUUCCCUGCCAUGCCACCGAUUUUCUUUAAGCAAGCAGCUUGGUAUCUGCAACCUGAAGUACAGUUCUCGCCCUUCCGAUGUUUGCAAAGUGUUUAGGCACUUCUUAGUCAUCCAUUGCUGGAGGAAAAAUGCAGAAAUGGUGAUUGGUUCUCCCCGUGAGCAAAUGGGUGCAGCCCUUAUCGGUCCUUGCUAGACUAGCUAGUGGAAGUUGGCGGUUUUAAUCUUUUCUCAACUAAAGUUUAAUCCUUCCUUAGCUGUCUGUCCAUCUGGCUCCGCAUUGUUUAUAUUUUUCUGUAACACUUCACUAGUCCAGCCUGGCUACAAAAGGCCCAAAGAGGUUAAUGAAUAUAAUGCUUAAGUAUAAUGCUAAGUUCUCUCACUUCCUGAAACAAAUCAGAAAUCCAGAGGCAAGGUUACAGGGUUUAGUUUUCUUUGGAGGCUUAUGCUGUCUGUGAUCUCUUUAUAUACUAAUAUACAAGCUCAGGUUUUGUAAACAGAGAAGCAGGCUCCUCAAAACAGGCUGCCCAACUACUAAUCCCGCAUCAGGCUCUAAGAACAAAUGUGUGGACCCCUGCAGCUUUCACAGUAGUUUCCAUCCAGCUGAACUCCAGCUUUAACUGACUUUGUCUUUCCCAUAUUCAGACAUUGCUUCUUCCACUCUCAGAAGGGUCUCCCCUUCCAAAGUCUGAGGAGAGAGCGUUCCAGUCGACAAGGAACAUUCUUUUGUUGAAAGUCCCGGACUAUCCAUUAGGUUCAGGGGUAGUGAACCUGUGACCCUCCAAAUGUUGUUCAACAACAACUAUUAUUCCUACCUAUUGGGUCUGAUGAGAGUCUAAUAACAUCUGGAGGUCCACAUGUUCCCUAGCCCUGUUUUAGCUGUCUGGUGAUAGACCUGCUCACAGUAAUCAAGGCAACCAAACUCAUAAACAUAAUGGUGCAGGAAGUGCUCAGGGCUUUGGUUAGUGCUCAGUGUUUAGAUUAAUGUCAGUCGAAGCCAGCUGAGAAUGUGGACAUAGCCUAUGAAUAAGUUGGGGUGAUUCACCCAGAUGUUGAAAAACAUAGGGGACAAUAUCAAACCUUGUUGUCAUGAUACACCAUGAAGCAUAUCAGCAAUCUACCAGUUAUGCCACCUGGAACUUUUUCCUUGUUUUUUUAAUGAUUCAACUCUCCAUGACAUGAAUAACUCAGUGAGUUUCAGAGUUGCCGUAAGGUGAUUGUGUUGUGUCAUUUAGCUCCAUGAGUUUUUGGAUGAAACUGGUUAUCUAGAGCAAGCGUGGGCAACCUGUGACCCCCAGCUUAAUUUCAUGUAAGUGGCAAGAAGAGUGGGUAAUGGGGGAAAGGAGUGGCAGAGAGAGAGAACGAACAGGUGCCCCACCCACCUUUGGUUGUGCCCCUACACACUACCAGUUAAAGCCCCUGACAGAUGUCACCUGAGGGAAUGCAGCCUAUUGACAGGGAAGAGGCUUCCCAUCUCUGAUGGCUUCUAGAUACUGUCCAGUUGACCCAUGCAGGGCCUUUUGGUGGUCAUUCCCCUUUUGUGGAACCCCCUCCCUAAUGCAUUUCAAACAUUGCAAAACAGUUAAAAACACCCAAAACAUUUUGAAUAUCUGAAAACAUUUAAAACCAAUAAAAUGCAGUUACUGAUUUCAAGGUUACUAAUGUUUGCCACUCAGAGCUCCUUGGGGAGGAAGGGCAAGAUACAAAUGUAAUAAAUAACUAAGUCCACGUUUGGUCCUGAAAUCUCCUUGGUCAUUUUGGUGGAUCUUCUAGGCUUAGAAAUAGACAGGGAGAAUAUAAGACUGUUGAUUCCUCUCCAUCUCUCAGCUGCUUUCAGAGACCACUUACAUUGGACUUUGGGGUUGUUUUUAAUUAUCUGGCUCAUGGGCUGUCUGACAAGAUUGGGAACUGGAGGCAUACUUUGCUGUGGUUCUGUUUCUACUUAUCAGGCAGGUCCCAGAUGAUAGUGUUGAGUGACUGCUGCUCUGCCCAGCCUUUGUGUCCCUCUUGGCUUUGAACAUCUACAUGAAGCUGCUGGGAGGAGGAGUCAGGAGAUUUGGAGUGAACCUGAGGCCUUCCAGGUGUGGCUGAACUUCCCAUAAUCCCCAGUGGUUCGCCAUGCUGACUGAGGCUGGGUGUUUGAGGCCAGUGACAUCAGGAGGUGAACUUCCUUCCUGAAUGUGGAUGGUGAGGACUCUCUGACUGGUGCAGGGAAGAAGAGGGAGUGGGUGACAGAACAGAAUAUUCUGGAAAAGGGUGUGCCUGGCUGUUUGGAACCCUGGAGCAUUUUGGAGUGCCUUCUUUCAUUCCAGGUCCCACAUGUGUUCUCAUGAAUUUAUUACCCCAGUAUCUGAGGCAGGAGGCUCUUGAGUCACAGACCAGGGUGCCAGCUUCAGCUAUUUAUCAAUUGUCUAGUUCUUCUACACGCCUCCCACUGUAAUCUCCUGAGGCUGUUUUUGUUUUUUGCUUUCUCUUCUAUUUUGCUCCACUGCUGCAAGGCAACAAAGCAGCGAAGUCUGAAACAGAAACUUGCUUUCAUUUGGAAAUGGCGGCAUCUUGUGUGUCACACCAAUGGAAUGUCCUCUGUCCUCUGGGUCAUGGUUUCCAUGUGCUGGCCAGAUGCCCUGGGAAUUACUUUCUGCAGAGGCAGCAGCGGUUACUGUGCUGGGCUGCCACGUUGUUUCUGGGUACUUACGCACCACACAGCCUCGUUGCGCAUUCCAGCAGCGGCCACACCUUCUUGGCCUGGAUUUCGCAAACAAUGCACCUGCUAUUGGAUGCUUGAAAAAAGGAGGGAGGUGAGUGAGAAGAGGGUGGGCAGGGCAGUCAGUCAGUGGCUGAGGCAGCAACAACAGGGGGCUGCUCCUGCUUGGGCCUCUGAGGAGCCCUGUUUGUGCUCCCCACCCCCAAAGGCAACAUGUUCUUGUCUGGGCCAGGAGACUCCAUCAGCUUUUUGUUUAGCCAGUGAAAUGUUUCCUAGGUUCUUCCAGUAAAAGGGAUCUGCUUUGUUUUCUGCUGCCUUGUUUUCUGGCAAGAUACCUGUGCCAUCAAGGAAAUAUAUUGUGCAAUGAUGAGCAAAACUGCAUCUGUUUAUUAAGCAUGCAUCCUGAUUUGCAAGGAGACUAGACGAUGUUGGCUCUCCAUUCUGAUUUGUUCACAGGGAGGUUAGAUGAUGUUGUAUCAAGCAACAUCCACGCUUGUCCACGCUUUCCAGCUCAUGUUUCUGUCACUUUGCUUAUCGCAAGUCUGCUCUUCGGGGGAAGGGGUUUUGUUGCACAGUAUGUGAUUGAAUCCUGUCCAAAAAUAGUGAUAGCUCAGAAGCACCCUGUCAUACAGCCAUCAAAGGCACCAGAGUCAGCCAGAUGAAAGGCAACUUGGAGGUGUGCUCUCCCUCUGGAAAAUGUGAAAUAUCUUGGGGCUUGAAACCCUGCAGUUCUAUGUGUGGCAUUGACACACAUGCACCCAGGUUAUUGCUAGGCACGUAUAGUAUAAGGCAUUGGCCCGUAACACAAAUUUGUACAAAUUUAUAUGUACCAUGAAAUUAAGGAAGUGAGUGGCUGGAAUCUCACCAUUACUGUCCUCUGCUACACACCCCAGCUACUCUAUAAGUAAGUUUUUAAGAGUGGGGAGGACAGGAGAGAUGCAGCCUGCUGCAAAAUACCUGGGGUUUGGGCUCCCUGAGCCAGCCACUAACCUUGGACAGCUCAGUUGGUUAGAGUGUUGUGCUGAUAAUGCCAAGAUUGCAGGUUCAAUCCCCAUAUGGAACAGCUGCAUAUUGCUGCAUUGCAGGCAGUUGGACUAGAAUGGUCCUCAAUAGCAGGUACAUUGUUUGUGAAAUCCAGGCCAAGAAGGUGUGGCCCCUGCUGGAAUGCGCAACAAGGACCAUUCUCUACAAUUCUAUGAUUCUAUGUCAAUGUCCCUGGGCCCUUUUGAGGAGAGGAUUGUGGCUCUUCCUCCACAGCUACUGAAAAUCUAUCUGAGGACCUUGUGGUGCACAGAGUUAUUUUGCCUAUCUGUGCCACUUCUCCUACGAGCGCCCAGAUGUAGAGAACAUUUUAGCUAUUGCUGGAGAGCCAGCACUGAUCUUAUCAUGCAGAUAGUAACUGUACCAGAGAAGCAUGAUGGAGGGCUGCAACUCUGGAUGGAAUUUAGUGCCUCUCAGGCGAAGAGCCCAGAUAUCACAAGGCCCCUGGGACUACAGAACCAAAGAGCAGCCCGCUCUGGUCCCAUCUAUCAGCCCAAGGGCUGCUGGGUUGUGUGAGCUUGGGAGCGCAUGUGUAUUAUUGCAACCUGUUGUAAGCAACCUUGUGAACUGUUUGAUUGAAAGGCAGGGUGCAAAUCUUCAGACUUAGUAUCUUGCCCCCUUAUUUUGAAGCUAUGGAAACAGGCCCAGGAGUGGUGGGAGAUGCAAGGUUUGGUGUAGGUAAGCGAGUUGCUGAGCAAGUGAGGAGCAGUCCAUGGAUGAACAAUGCGCUUGUGUAAAGCACACUGUAGCACUGUGAUGCCUCAGUGCCUUGCGAAUUCUGCCCUUUUGGGAUGGCCUUCUUCCAGCCCUUUGUCAUACUAUUGUGGAAUGACGCAUUAGCAUUUUGGGCUGCCUCACUAUGCACAGCAGGCUUGUGGUUGAAAGGGCAUGCAUGUGUGUUCCUCUGCCAAGAACAGUGUUUGUCACACAGGCAGUGGGAGUGGGACUUACAAUGCAUGCUGAUCAGCUUCCAGCCCAGGGAGAACAACAGCCCAGCCAGAAGCAGAGACUCAGAGAUGGGCUCAGCUCAUCAAAAUUCAGCUCACGCUAACAGAAUCGUGAGAUCUGGCACCCAGAUCGGGGUGGGGGACGUCAACCCUGUUCAUUGUGCCAGCUGAUUAUGUGCCCAUUGGGGCUGGCUUUAUUUGUUUACCUCCUGUAAACUGUUGAGAAUAAAUGCAUGUUGUUGUUUUUUAAGACCAGUUUAAACGCAGAGGCAAUGGAACAUCUUUAUCUCAUAUGAACAAGCAAAAGUACACAAUCUCUUUGAAUUCGGGGAGGGAGAUAGAUCGCUGUUGAGAAGUGCCUGUUCUGCAGGUGGUGGGGCUCAAAAUAUAUACAUGGAACGAGUUAAUUGGAGGGAAGAGGGAAAGCUUGUUCUGCUUGAUAAAGUUUUCUUCAGCAGCCACAGAGGGAAAUGCAUGCCUUCCGUUGGCAUCCCUGCUUACUACUGUAUUGUGAAUUGCUUGUUUGCCUAACCAAACAUUGCACAAGUGCCUCUCUCUCUGCGCGGUGGUUGGAGCUGAUGGGUCACAAAGGAAUGCUGCGGGAAGAGGAAGAGUCUGCUGGAUGUUUUCCCUUUAAAAAAGAGCAAAUGCCUGGGAAAUGCCAGGCCUGGGGGUUGCUGGGCCCCAGGAAUCAGCCUGUGAACCUGAGCCAGGGGGCUGGCCGGAGUCAAGACAACAGCAGGUGAGAUAGAAAACCAGGAGCCGGCUCUGCCCUGCCCAAACUUCCAUGAGCUGCGCCAGACUGGAUGGGCACCUGUUUUUGUCGCCUCUUCCCAGUUCCGAUUCGAUUCGCCCUGGGAAGAGGGUUGCUAUUGUCGCCUCCCGGGCAGGCAGCCACGCCCUCGUUGUGCCCCAGAUUUGGCCGUGAUUGCAUGGAAGGGCAAAGACGGCAGUGGGUCACGAAGACGCAGGUAUGGGCGGCGCUGUUUUCCUCCUGCUGCUGCUGCCGCCAAUUUCCCGGCCGCCUCCUCCUUUUUUAGCUUUGCCUUGCGGUCCCAGGGGUGCUGAGCUGUGCAAGGACCUGCCUGGCACCUGGUCCCUUUUCUCCCGCGUCCUCCCCUUUCCCUCGGCGCAACAGCUCAGCUGCCUAGCAGGCUGGCCUUCUGCUCGCUCUGACCGCAGCAGACUUUGCGCCAAGAACCAGCCGGGGGGACUUUAGGAGCGCAAUCCGGAGCGGGGUAGCCAGACUGGGGAGGCGCCUUUGCAAAAAAGGAGGGAGGCUCCUCCUCCACUCCGGAUUCCCAGCGCCGGGCUUUGGCUCUGCUCGACCCCGGGUGGCCGCUCCUACCCUUAAGACCAUUGAGAUGCUAAUACCCGAAGUGCCGGGGGCCGUGGGCUGGGCUGGCCGGGGUCAGCUUCGUCCGCCUACCCUGCCGGUUGCGUACGUGAUGGGCCCCCAUCUGGAGCAGCAGCAGCAGGUGGGGCCGCGGAUGACUUCUGAGCUCGGCUUGGUGAGAAAUUUGGGGAGGGAGUGGCGGGCAGGGGUCGGAGAUGGGUUAUGGUUGGGGGUCCCCCUCUCGACCCCUCCCCAGCUGCUGCUCUUAUCCUGCGCGGUGCUGGAUCGGAACCGAUCCUCUUUCUCCCGCACCUGCUUGGACGGCUCUUACCCUGAGCCACGCCCCCUCUUCUCACCUCUCUCCUGCCGCCGCGGGGAGAGAAGUCGCAGCCUUCGCCCCACGGACGCGGCGUGGAAUGCUGCCCCUCGAGUUCGCCGCGAGUCCGCAGCCGGCGGCAAGAGCUUGAGCUCUUGCACGGUUUUCACUCUGCAUAACUCCCCCCUGUUGUUUCCUGAUCCUCGUCUAUCGCCUUCCCGAGCGCUUUGUGUCCCUGCCAAAGUGGGCUCUAGCUGUCGAAAGUUCACCCGGCAGUGCUUUUGUGUACAGAACUCCCGUUGUUGUUGUUCUACUGCUACUACGAACUUCAUUGCUAUUGUGGAAUGAAAGGUUUGCUCCAAUUCCUCCUUAACUUGCGCUUUUCCUAACCCUUCCCCAUCGCGUGGUUCUAAGAGUGGCUAGUAGCUCCCCCUCCCCUUCCAGUGGACGUGGGUGCCUUUGUUUAAAAAUCUGGGAAGGCACGCCAAGUGAUUUGGGGGCUGGGGAUGUCUUCUGGCUUAGCAGAUGGUUGCAAAAAAAAGGAUAGGAUCUCCCGUUGCCCAUUCUCUCAAGUCACCUAGACAACAGUGGUGUGUUGAGUCUUGCAGUAGUAAACACAAUUUUAGUUUUACUGGAUCAAACCGAUGACCCUGCCAGCUCCAUUUCCUGUCCCCCAGCAGGGCAAAUAAUGAGCCAGUUGCUUCAGGGAGCUUUGUAUGCCUUCUUCUUGUGCUAUUACAGUAGGAUGCUGUGCUUGUCUGUUCAGAGGUAAGCCCCCUGGAGUUCCCUGGGACUUACAGGUGAGUGUGUAUAGAAUGGCAGCCUUAAAGUACCUGAUUCCAGUCCAUGGGCAUGUGAAAGAAUCAGGAACAUUCUUUCCCCUAAUAAAUCAUGACCCCUAUAGCAGGGGUCAGCAACCUUUUUCAGCCAUGGGCCAGUCCACCAUCCCUCAGACCUUGUGGGGGGUCGGGCUAUAUUUGGGGGGGUGAAUGAAUUGCUAUGCCCCACAAAUAACCCAGAGAUGCAUUUGAAAUAAAAGGACACGUUCUACUCAUGUAAAAACACACUGAUUCCAUCAGGCCGGAUUGAGAAGGCAGUUGGGCCACAUCCGGCCCCUGGGCCUUAGUUUGCCUACCCCUGCCCUAUAGCUUAAAGUGACAGGUGAACAACUCUGCCUGUGAAUAUGUGGUGAGCAUUUGCUCUAAUUAUUAUAGCUCUCAAUGUUUUGAAUUUUUUGUUAGCUUGCUUGGAUCCUUUAAAAAUUCAGUUUUGUCUGUUGCUACUGUUGGUGAUUGUGCCUUCUGGUGGCAGACAGUUCCAUAGGUCAGCUGCGUCUGAGAGAUACCAUGUACUAAUUUAAUUUAUAACUGGUGUAUUGUAUCAUUCUAGAGUGAUAUGAAGAAAUGAAUAAGCUCCUUGGUGUAUUUUCUUUUUCCAGUCUUCCUAUGCCAAUGCAGUGCUUAAGUGGAAAGGCUUAAAAUGAACUUUGUAUUCUUCAGAAUGAAACCUUAUUCUCUUACAGUGCAAUCCUAUACAUGUGUACUCAAAAGUAAGUCCUACUGAGUUCAUUGAGGCAUAUAUAUUGCAAGCUAAGUGGGUAUAAGAUUGCAGCCUUAAUCCUCCUUUUUGAGCCUGAGGGUUCAAACUUAUGUGUGCUUCUUUGAGAGCAAUGCCUGUUGAACUUUGUGUACCUCGCCUCUGAAUCAAAGGAUUGGGUUGUGAGGAGUUCUGAUCUUUUUCUCACACCUUUUUUUGUAUGACAUACAUUGCAAACUCCUGCCUAUUGUUCUUAUAAUAGUUUGUUUACAACUGGUGUAGCAUGGGGUGACUGAAAUGUUGUAUGAGGGCGGAGCAUGUAUUGCUUUUUAAAACCUUUUUCAAAUUACCUCAAAUGUUGGGAACAAAAUAAGCUCUCUCUCACACACGUAUAUAUGUAUGUGUGUUAAUAGGUACUGUAUUUUCCGCUCUAUAAGACGCAUUUUUCCCUCCUAAAAAGUAAGGGGAAAUGCAUGUGCAUCUUAUGGAGCGAAUGCAGGCUGCGCAGCAAUCCCAGAAGCCAGAAUAGUGAGAGGGAUCGCUGCACAGCACUCCCUCUUGCUGUUCUAGCUUCUGGCUUAGCCCCUCAGUCCCUUCCCCCACAUCCCGGAAAAGCCCCCAAGAGCCGCGCUCCUUUUAAAGAGCUGCGCGGAGCAUGUGUGCGGUUCUUGGGGGCUUUUCUCCGAGGAGGGAGAAGGGCAGCCCGUCAGUGAAAGGGAGUACUGAGCAGAGCCUGGAAUGCAUACAGGCUCUGCUCAGCGCUCCCUUUAAAUAAUUUUUUUCCCCUUGCAUUCCCCCUCUAAAAACUAGGUGCGUCUUAUGGAGCGAAGACGCAGCGAAAAAUACGGUAUACACAUACAGACACAGACACACACCAUGUCAGUCCAUUGGCCCAUCAAUCUGGCAACAGCUUUGUCGGGCUUCAGAUGGGAUCUCUCUCACCCUACUUGGAAAUGCUACAGAUUGAACCUGGACCUAUUGCAUGUGAAGUCUGUGGUUUGCCACUGAACCACAACCCCUCCCUCAGAUGUUUUACUUGCCUUGUGGUGGCUGCAGUGCAUUGGAUUGGAAAAAAAAAAUCUUAGCUGAGCAGCCCACAAUUGUUGCACAAUUUUCUUAAGUAAUACAAUUAACCCAGUCAGAAAUAUGUAGGGUAUAAAAGCAUGCAUUAAAAAAUGUGUUGGUUAGGCAGCCUCUCUUCUGACUGGCUCCGUCAUGACAUGCCUCUAUUGGAGGACUUGUACCUUCCACAGAUAUCGUGUCCCUGACUUGUGGGAUGUGUGGCCAUGCAGCUGUGGUCAUUCAACUUGAUAACCUCUUUGUCUAACCUAGAGUGUAGCCAAUGUGGUAUAGUGGUUAGAGUGUUGGACCAGGACCUUGGGAGACUGGGUGACUUUGGGCUAGUCGCUGCCUCUCAGUCUAACCUACAUCACAGGCUUGUUGUGUUACUAAAUGAGGAGGGAGAGGACCACCUAUGCCACCUUGAGCUCCUUGGAGAAAGAGGUGGGAUAUAAUUGCAAUAAAUCCGUAACUAGCACAAAGGCAAGGGGGCAAGUUAUUUCCCUUUCCCCUCUCAAUUACGUGCCACAGCCAGUUAGUCAUCACUGACGGAAAACCCUGUCCUCAGAAGGUGGGAGACUUGCCGGAAACGUGGGUUUUAUUGCUCGUGUGUUUCUGGCACUUUCCUCCUACCCUGAAGCCAGCAGUGAGGAGGCUGUCCAGAACUAAAAGCCUCUUUCAUCCACUAGGAAGCCGGCUGAUAGUCAUCUGUAGGCUGGAUUUGGCCCAUGGACUUCCAGCUUGCCGCUGCUGCUUUAUAAGGAGCUGUUGGCUCGGAUGCUCUGUCCUGAUCCCAUUUGCUUCUCUUUCAGAAAUGACUCUGCUCUCCUCCCAGCCGGCAUCACUGGAGUCUGCGGCCACUGCAGCCACCACUCCUAACCCAGAGCAAAGGAUGUUGGAGAAGAGGGCAAAGGUCAUUGAAGAGCUGCUGCAGACAGAGCAGGAUUACAUCCGGGACCUUGAGAUGUCUGUGCAGAUGGUCCUGGUGCCGCUGCAGGAGGCACAGGUGGGAGUGGCCAGUUUGUGGCAGCCAAUGGUGGGCUUUCAGUUGACUUUUCUUUUUGGCCAGGGAUGGCGUGUGACUUAGCAAUAUUUGGAGCCAUUGGAUAUGGAAGGUUGGGCUUAACCAGAGAUAUCUGCCUUUAAUUCUAACCAUACUGUUUCUCAGCCUAACCUACCUCGAAGGGUUGUUGUGAGGAGGAAAGGGGGUGCUAUAUGCACCCUGGACUCCUUGGAGGAUAAAAAUGAGAUAACAGAAUAUUGUGUGAAAUGGUGGUGCUGAUGAGUGAUAUUCCCUGGAAGGUGUGGUGGGUGCACAGAACAACUGUUUAGGUCUGGGAUAGAGAAUCUAUGACCUUACUGAAUUGUAUUAAUCAUUUUGAUGAAUGGUGUUGUUUUAUAUUUUCUGAUAUUUUGAAUUACUAUAACUUCAGUGAUUUGUUUUAACCAUGUUGAUAAAUUUGUUGCUGUUUGCUUUAUUUUAUGUUACUUUGUUUAAUAGUACAGUGAUUGUAAGGUUUAUUGUUUUUUUAUUUAUUGUUUUGCUAUUGUGAUUCUUGUGAGCCACUCUGAGCUCAGCAUUUGUUUUUGCAAAAAGCGGAAUAGAAAUAUUAAAUCAAAAUCAAACCUGUGGCUCUUCAGAUGCUUCUGCCAUCCCUGACCAUUAGCCCUGCUGGCUGGAACUGAUGGGAGUUGGACUCUGGAGAGCCACAGGUUCCCCAUUUAGGUGACGCUUAGGAGCUGGAAGGGCCUCUUUCAAGCCUGCGGGUGCUCAUGCUGGCAGUGCUGAUGUCAGUUUGUGUAUAUACUGGGAUGUCACUGAGCAUCAAGACCUGGAGAACUCUGGUGUUCUCCCACAAUGUUUUGUAUCUUCAGAGAGAAGGAAAACUGCCAAGGACUAGCUCAUUCGUGUGAGCAGGGUGUGUCCUUGGGAGCAGCCUAUCUGUAAAUAAGAGUCCUCUGUGAAAACAAUUUCCUUUUGCUUCAACACACUCCCUUGCUUCCUAGGUGCCACAGGUAGACUGUGAGGGGCUGUUUGGGAACAUCCACGGUGUCAUUGCCUUCUCUAAGCAGUUGCUGAGCACCCUGAAAGCUGCAGAUGCUGUUGGUAGGUGCUUCAACCAAAACUUUGGGGCAUCUCUGACCCUAGGAAUAAGAGUGGAGCAAAGGAUGCUGGUUAAAGUGGUCAUAGACAAAGGCAACAGUUCAAGUGGUCUAUUCCAACAAAUCCAAUGCCUGGGCCUGACUUCCCUUUGUUUCCUUAAUCUAUAACCAGGCCUCUUCUUUUGAGGUCUCCUAGCUUCAGUAGAGCUGGGAUAGAGUCACUGUUCCUUUGCCAGUCUACAGCCUGAUCUGUAUGGAGUCUGGCAUAUCAAAGUCCAUUAAAAUCAGAGGUUAAGCAUGCCUCACUCUGCACAGUACAGCCCAAGGCAGGCGUUGCACUUUUUCUCUGCUUGCAAACAAGAGUAAAUCCAGAUGGCUUGAACAAGUGAAUCAAGCUAUAGGAAAGGCUUUUUAAUGGGUCACCAGUCAAUAGGACAUGAGGUGAGAAUCAUUCCUUCCUGCUUUGGGGGCUCUAAAUAUGGCAGUUGCUUAGCCUUCAGCCUGUUCUUGGUUUCUCAUUUCAUGGUGUCCAGGAUGGAAGAGGAGAAAGCAAUUUGCUGGUGGGUGUAAGCAAAACCCACCCUCAUACUCAUGAGCCACAUACAUUUGUUUAUUUUUAUUGAUGACCCAAUAACACAGUUCUCUGAGCAGCUCGCAAAGAUAAAAUGAUGUAAUACCAUAUUAAAGAUCACGGCGCAACUGCAGUGUAAACAUUUCCAGCAGAAAGCAACAUAAAACCCAAAUAUGCAGUAAGUGAGAUAAAAAGUCCGAUUUUAAAAUCUCUUUUUUAAAAAACCUGGGAGAAUAAGAUCUUCAUCUGGUGUUGAAUAAAUUGUAAAGAAGGUGCUACUCACCUCACUUUACCUGCCUGGGCCACGUGAAACAGGGCCACUAAGGUUUGGGCAGAUAGAUAUCAGAGGAGGCAGAUCUUUGGGGUAUCCUGAUCCCAAGCCCUUGAGGGCCUUAUACAUAAGAGUAUCUCUCAAUAUCAGUAUAGCCAUGGGUAUGUAAAAAGGCAGAGAGAUGUGCUGUUGAGUGCCCAUGUGUAAGUGUUGGGUGACACGCUGUCUGCUCCCCCACCCUUCUGGAUUGGCUGCAGUGUGGGAAGGGAAUAUUGUUACUGGCUGGCCAUUAAGAGCCAUUUCCAUCAGGAAGAGAGCUGCUGAGUGACAUGUGCCUUUUCUCCCCCGAAGGGCCAACAUUCCUGGCAUUUCGGGCUGAGCUGGAGGAUGUGUACAAAGUCUACUGCCAGAACCACGACGAGGCCAUUGCCCUUCUGGAGGCCUAUGAGAAGGAUGAGCGGGUCCAGAAGCAUCUGCUGGAGUCCCUGGAGAGCCUCAGGUGAGAGGGCAGCUGCCCAGGCUCUUUUCUCACAAUCCCACCCAACUGCUGUACUCUUGACACAGAGGGAUAAUUUGGCCCUGAUCCCCUCUCCUUCCCGGUUAGAGCAGAAGAACCUGCUUGUUUGUCACUGGACUCCACUGGUUUGUGCUGGGAACAGAAUUUCAGAUGCUGCCCAACCACUGAACAUUUCCUCCAGACAUGACCCUCAACCAAAAUAGCGCAGAAGUCUGGAAGCUGUGGCCCUCCAGAUGAUAUUGGUCUCCCAAUUCCCAGCAUGGUUCAUGGUCAGGGAUGUAGUCCAGCAACAUCCUCAGCUUCCCAUUCCCUCCAGGCUAGGAGUUUCCUAGCUUGAGUGCAUCUAAGGCUGUUGCUUAGAAGGUGGAGAUGGCAGCAACCGUUCUAAUGCUUUUUCUUAUUUUAUUUUUUUCCUGUCAGGAGUCUGUACACUGAAUGGUAAGUGACCUUUUUAUACCAUCAGUCUGUUUCUUGCUGUUCCCCAGUUACGUUCUGUGCCUGAUUUCUCUUUGCUGUCCAUACCUACCCACAAAAAAUGUACAGUAUGAGUAAGGGUUUGGGUCAAUCAUUCAAAUCUUUAUUACGGUCAUACACCAGAAUACAAGGGUUUCAGUAUUUGUGCAUCUCUGCCUGAGGCAGGAGCAAGGAACAUGUCUGGGAAUGGGGUUCUUACAGGAGUGGGAAGAGAGGGCUGUAAGAGAUUAUAAGGGGUUCAGACUGCUGUGACCAUCUUGGCCUGCUCAGGAUGGGGAAGGAACUGAGUGAGAUGUGGGGCAGGAAUGCUACUGGGCUGGCUGGCUUUUAGGGAACAACUAGUCAACCAUCCAGGUAUUGUGAGUUCAGCUAGAAGAGGAUGAAGAAGUGAGUGAGUUUGGGACGAAUGAGAUGAGCUGGUUUUAUGUUGUCUGAUGAUAUAUAGUCUUUUGGGGGAGGAAGACGGGUGCGGCCUGUCUAGCCUCAGUAUGUGUCCCAAGGUAUUUAUUAAAUAAAUGUGUAGGCUACCUUUCAAAAUAUGAAUAUCUUUUCAAGGCGGCAUAGGCGAUUUAGUAAAAACAUUUUUAAACAAAGCAUCUCACACGUGCAUGCUUAUGCCAAAGAGCAGUUGGAAGGUGGGGGUUGGUUUGCCUGGGGUGCAGUGUUUGUGGGGUGAGAGUGUGGGUGACAACAUACGGGAUCCUCUGUGCUAACUUCCCCACCCCUUUUCUCAGGGGCUGCACUAACUACAUUGACCUGGGCUCCUUCCUGAUCAAGCCCGUUCAGCGUGUGAUGCGCUACCCGCUGCUGCUGAUGGAGCUUCUGGGCGCCACACCUGAGUCUCAUCCUGACCGUGCUCCCCUGGCAGCGGCUGUCCUUGCUGUCAAGGAGAUCAACUGCAACAUCAAUGAGUCCAAAAGGCGAAAGGACCUGGGUGAGCUGUGGGGCAGGGGAGACAACGUGGGGAAAGGGGAGGAGCAGCACAAGCACCCGCUUGAGACAAGCGAGGAAGAUGGAAAGCAGCCGAGCAUCCCUGUGUGGAAGAGUUGGGUACCGUCUAUGGAGACUGAGUGUACAGCAGGCUGGCUGUUGGAGGGGGGGGGAAGAGAUUGAGAAAGGUGAAGCGCCUUCUAGUGGCUGGUGGGAGUAAUAGCAAAAGUCCAUUUGGUUUAACCCAGUCAUGCUUCGUUGGCAGGAUGCAUUAUCCAGUUAUUGCUCCGUUACAAAGAGACAAAUGUCGAAAGGCAAAUGAGCCACUUACCUCUGGUCUUUGGAAGUGGUGGUGUACUGUGGGCUAGGAGUGAACUGACAGAGGAUUGUGUCUAGGCUGAGAGGGAAACUCCCCAGGAUGGCACAGUCCUUAAUGGAUCUUCUGUACUCUCAGGGGAUUAGACCAAGUGACUUUUGUUGUCCCUCACCACACCCUGUUAUUCCAUGACUCUUGGGAGCUGACUCUUGCUUCCACCGCUCUCUUUCAGUGCUGAAGUACCGGAAGACUGAUGACGACAGCCUCAUUGAGAAGAUCUCCAAGCUCAACUUCCAUUCCAUCAUCAAGAAAUCGAAUCGCGUCAGCAGCCACCUCAAGCACCUCACAGGUUUUGCACCGCAGGUAAAUGCUGACUCUGGCUACAUGUCUAUGGGGAUCCAUCACAAGCUCCACGGUACCUAUCAAGUCUCCUCCUCCUUCCUGUUACAGCUCAAAGAUGAGGCUUUUGAAGAGACCGAGAAGAACUUCCGAAUGCAGGAGCGGCUGAUUAAAUCUUUCAUCCGGGACCUUUCUCUCUACCUUCAGCAUGUCCGGGUGAAUAAACAUAUUUGUAGGGGAUGGGACAGGACCUUGUAAAGAACUGGGGACUGAGGGGAUGGAGUGACUAGCAAACUUGAGGGUCCUGCCUUGGCUAGCUUUGGGCAGAAGUUUCUGCGUCACAAUCUUGGCUCUGGUUGUGGCCGGACUUGCAGGGGUUGCUAACUGCUUUAGCCCCACUGACGUCUGUGUCUCUCUGCCCUCAGGAGUCUGCCUGUGUUAAAGUGACAGCAGCACUGAGUAUGUGGGACCUGUGCAUGGAGAAAGGCAGUGCUGAGUUGGAACAGUUCCAGAAAGUCCACCGUCUCAUCAGCGACCAGCUCUUCUCUGAUUUCGUGAGUGAGGUCUUUGCUUCCUUCCUGGGUCAGGUGUUUCCUCCUCCUUCUGGGCACAGAAUCAGUUGGCUGCAGAAACAGAAGGAAAAAAACUUUGGAAGAGGCUAGAAAAAUAUUUCAGGAUGAGGGAAAAGCAAAGCAGGAGGUGGGGAGGAGGAAGCCUUUCAGGGUCAUGAAGCCAUUGGUUGUUGGAGGAGAGCUUGUGGCAAGGAGCUGGGAUAGAAGAGAUAUUGCAAAAUGGGCUUUCUCCUGAAAUACAUAUGGAGUGGUACUGGGCAGAGCAGGUGCCCUUCUGCCUUUGUUGACACUACAAACAAAUGUGUAUUGUCUUCCUCCUCCUCUUCCUCCUCCCAAUGAAUUUUCUGCAGCAAGAUAGAAACAAAACCCUUCCUUCCUCCAGUACAGCUUGUACUGAAACUAUAACGAAAUAAUGAUUUGCUACAGAAACGUGUGGGGGAAAGAGCAUGCUAUUUUGGUGUCCUUGUGCCCCUUGCAGAAGGAGCGCACAGAGCGGCUGGUGUUCUCCCCUCUGAAUCAGCUGCUGAACAUGUUUGCCGGGCCUCACAAACUCGUGCAGAAACGGUUCGACAAGCUCCUGGACUUCCACACAUGCACGGAGCGGGCCGAAAGGCUGAAGGACAAGCGGACCUUGGAAGAACUGCAGUCGGCUCGCAACAAUUACGAGGCCUUGAACACGCAGCUGCUGGAUGAGUUGCCCAAAUUCCAGUGCUGCGCCAAGGAGCUCUUCACCAGCUGCCUGCGCGGCUAUGCAGAGGCCCACUGUGACUUUGUGCACCUGGCGUUGCAGGAGCUGCAGCCUCUGCUUUCCGUAAGUGUGCAGGAGAGGCCAGGACCGUGCAGGCUGCCCAUCCUGAUUGGAGACUAGCGAGGGUCAGAAGGAAAGAGCAUAUAGGGCUGCCUGAUUUGCUGCCCCGUUGCAUUUGCACUGUAUUUUCAAUGAAUGCACUUUCCAGUUGGCGUGGAGGAGGAAAAGGCACACACUAGGUCAGCACAGUGCUCUUUGAAAGUUGCCUUCUGUGCCGGGAUUUCAUAUUGGCUGUUGCUUUCUCUCUCUGGUGCCUUUGGACCUUCUAUCCUCAAAUCCCCUCCGCUAGUCCAAUGGUUGUGAGUGACCGUUGUGCCUUAUACAAUCUCUGAAUUCCCAUGAGUUUAUUCUUUGCCCCAGGCUGUAAAUGCCACUGGGGGAAAUGGCAACAGGAAGGCACUGUUGAGCAAAGGAAGCUGCCUUUUAUACUGAGUCAGACCCAUCGGUCCAUCUAGCUCAGUAUUAUCUGUGUUGACUGGCAGUGGCCCUCAAGGGUUUUAGGCUGGAGCCCUUCUCAACGCUACCUGGAGAUGUUAGGGAUUGAACCUGUGACCCUUUGCAUCCGAAGCGUGUGCUCUGCCCCUGAGCUAUAGCCCCUCUGAAAUGGAAGGCUCCUUGGGAUGACGGUCUUGACACAGGACAUAACUGUUGAUAAUGGGCUCUAUUAGGAAGGAAAAGAAGGCACCAAGUCCUGGGUUUCUAGAGCUGUCUCUGUGUCUUCCCUUCCUGGAGCAAGGCUUCAUAGUGGCCUGUCUCUUGUGCCUAGCCGGGCUGCCCAUUUCCACUGUUCUGACGGCCCUGCUGCUCUCCUCUCUCCUAGCUGCUGCAGGUGGUUGGCAAAGAGGGCAAUCUGGUUGCCAUCUUCCAGGAAGAGCAUAGCCGUGUCCUCCAGCAGCUGCAGGUCUUCACUUUCUUCCCCGAGAGCACCCCCGCUGCCAAAAAGCCCUUUGAGAGGAAAAGCCUGGAGCGCCAGUCAGCACGGAGGCAGCCACUUCUGGGAAUGGUGAGCAACUGUGGGGGCAACGAUGGGCGGGGGACUCCUCUCAUUCAACAUGGGCACUGUCCAGUGGUGGGUGGCCUUGGCUUGAGGAACCAGGGCCAGGCACAGAGCACUGUGUGUCACUGUGUCACGCCUUCCCCAUCACUGUUUGGUGCUGUCACUUCCCUUGCAGCCCAGCUACAUGCUGCAGUCAGACGACCUCCGCGCCGCCUUGCUAUCUCGGUACCCCCCAGACAAGCUCUUCCAGGCUGAGCGCAACGUCAACGCCGCUCAAGAGUUGGACAUUUCAUUGCUGGAGGGUGACCUGGUGGGGGUCCUUAAGAAGAAGGACCCCAUGGGCAGUCAGAACCGCUGGCUCAUUGACAAUGGAGGUGAGUGGAGGCCUCUCUUGGGCUCCAGGCAAACCGUGGGACACCUCCUGUCCGGAGGAGCUUGUUCUGUAUCUAUUCUUUAAUUUGUGCGGGUUCCACACUCCCACCCAAUCUGGCGCUAAGUGCACUUAUUUUAAUUUCUAAAGGAACCACCUGUUCUUUCCAGAUAUCAAUCAAAGUCAUUCUGGUAGAGCUUCAAAUUCCUCUUUUAUUGACAGCUGCUUAUCACUCUCACUGGUGGCCUCAGGAGCUAUAUUUACUGCUAAGCAGGCUGCUGAGUCCCUACAGGCCCCAAUUCUUUUCCUUUCACACGGCUUUAAAAAUGCCACAAGUAUUUUCCUUUUUAUGCGCGCACAGCAGCAGUGCACAUUCUCCACCUCCCCAGUUCAGUGUUGGUCCAGUGUCCACAAUGAUACAGAAAUCUGGUGUUGGGAGACACCUUAUGCAGCUGUUUCCCAACGCACUGGCCAUGCCCUGUCUGUGCUUCUGAUUUCCGACCUUCCCUCCACAGUGACCAAGGGCUUUGUGUACAGCUCCUUCCUGAAGCCAUACAACCCACGAUGCAGCCACUCAAAUGUUUCUGUAGGCAGCCAUUCCUCAAGUGAAUCCGAGCACAGCGGCUCCUCCUCUCGUGGCAGCAGCACGCCAAGCAGCAUAGUGAGCAACGCAUCUGCAAACAGCCCUCAGAAACCUCCGCAGGACUCGGGCUUCCAAGGGGAUUUAAUGAGCUCCCUGCAGGCCCUUUCAGAGGUGGAUGCUGCUGAACAACCUAAGACUGGUCCUGUAGACUCUGCUCAGCCACCCCGGGCCAUUCCGGCAUCUCGCCGAUACAGUAACCCCGACCCACACAAUGGGCUUCCGGCCCGGCCCAAGGCCAGGGCGACACCUUCGCUGGAGAAUGGCAACUUGAGGCCGAGGACCAGCGAGUCUAAGGGGAACCAGGUGAGUGGGGAAGAGGCAUAUUUCUGUCUCUGUUAAUGGGCCAUUUCUAAUUCGACUGGCUAGCUGGCACAACCAAGGCUUCCUCUGAAAAUGAGCAUACAGUGGUACCUCAGGUUAAGAACUUAAUUCGUUCUGGAGGUCUGUUCUUUACCUGAAACUGUUCUUAACCUGAAGCACCACUUUAGCUAAUGGGGCCUCCUGCUGCUGCCGCGCUGAUGGAGCACAAUUUCUGUUCUCAACCUGAAGCAAAGUUCUUAACCUGAAGCACUAUUUCUGUGUUAGCGGAGUGUGUAACCUGAAGCAUAUGUAAACUGAAGUACCACUGUAUUGGAAGCCCAGAGUGAGUUCUGUUCCAUCUAAUUCAGUACAGCUAAUUCUUGGGACUUUAUAUAUUCAUAUUGUAUGGGCUAAGAUAUUUUUAGCCCGCUUUUCAAUUUGACAACAAAAUUCCCAAAGCAGGUGCUCUCAGUGUUAAAAAAAAAGGGGGGGGGGAGGAACAGCCUGGGACUUGUUCUGUGGGGCUUUGAAUGGUGCAGCAUGUUUCUUCCUACUUUUCCACUGACCUCCUCCCCGUUCUUUCUACUUUGAGGUCUACUAUGCUGUUUACACUUUUACGGGACGGAACUCAAAUGAACUGAGUGUCACCGCCAAUCAGAGACUAAGGAUUCUGCAGUUUGAAGACAUCACGGGGAACCAGGAGUGGUGGUUGGCAGAGGCACAUGGGAAGAGGGGCUACGUGCCGUCCAGCUACAUUCGGAAGACUGAGUACACGUGA